GGGAUGGGCCAGCAGGUGGGCCGCGUCGGGGAGCCGGGCGCCUCCUCCGCGCUCCAGCAGCCGGCGGCGGCGACGCAGCAGCAGCAGCAGCAGCAACAGCCGCCGCCUCUUUCCCAGCCCCAGCCGAGGGGGCUCCGGGGCAGCGCAGCCAGGCCCGCCGGCCGGAGGCGAGAGGUGGCCGCCCCGCGAGGGGCCGAGAGCGGCUUCAAUAUCUUCACCCAACACGGUAAGGUGGGAAGGGAACGGGGGGGGGGGGCGAGGAGGCUGCCGCAGAUGCUGGGCGCGGGUGGGUGUGGCGCUGAGGCGAGGGCUGGGGGGGCGGGGAGCGAAGCCUUCUCCUUUUUUUCCGGGGGGACGGGGACGGGCAGGCACACCCGCCCCCGCUCAAAAAAACACAACAGGAAGAAUUGCGCUCUUGCAUCAGACAAAGGUCUUCCUGGUCCAGCAUGUUGUUCCCAGCAGUGGCCUGUUAGAUGCCUGGAGGGGAGGGACCGGCCAAGCAGGAAGGCAGCAGCCCUUCCCUGUUGUAUGCUCCCCCCCCCAAAGCACCUUGUCCUUGACAGGUAUACUGCUCUGAACCAAGAUUGUGGCUCCAGUUUAACUGUUUCUGGGCAUAUGGGUAGGUAACCUCUGCGGACCUAGCUCGUGCUUGACUUUAGGGUCUCUCGAGCUUGUGAGCCAUCCCCCCAUGGCUGCAAACCGACCUGGCGAAAGCUUAUUAAAUGUAUUGGUCUUCUAGGUGUUCUUUUGGUUUUUGCUGCAGCACACAACAAGGCUGCCUCUCUGGAAUACAUAGCAGUUUUUGUUAUUCCCCUGGAAUAUCUGUAUAUAUGGUCGGCUUUCAUGUUUUCUACACACUUGAGUGAGUUGGUUGUUUAAGGGCAUCUAAAUGUUCUGGUGCUACAGAUGUAGGUCAAAGGCGUGGAUCCCUUUAGAAUGGCCUGUGUUAGUAAUGUUGCUAUAGUGGUGAGAUAUGUUUUAGAAAUUGCAACAAAAUGCUAUGCUUUAUCUGCAAUUGGGCUGUUUUCCACAGCAGGCUUUAGACCCUCCCGUUUUGAUUUUGUCUCUGUGUGUGUGCUUCCUGCCAACAGAUGUUUGUCUAUUGAUAUAUCUUCUGGUUCACCUUCACCCUUGCUCUGGCAAUUGCUGCCUUUUCUUUUCCCAUCUCCUGAUUGUCGUGAUAAAGUUAAUUCUGGUAAGGAUGAACCUCAUCCUAAGGUGCCUGUCACAAAUUGUGGCAACUGAGAUAUGCAUUGCAUUGCUUAGAAGGUGCCAAAGAUGUUACAUUAUUUCAGAACCUUAUGGUCACUGUUUAUCAGGGUUCCUUUCUACAUUCUUUGGUGACAUUGUGAUGGCAGCUCUGCUCUUAGGGUAACAGUCUGCUCUGUGAUGACCUUUACCAGCAGAGAUGAGGGCAGAAGAGAACUGUGUGUGUCCUCUCUUGAGGAAAAAGUCAGCAUCUGUAGCUGGGAGGCUGUGGGUAUGUCUGUGAGAGAUGCAAUGCUAUUAAGAAACACAUUGCAUAUCAAGGUAAAAAAGCAGUAUUGACUACUUAUAUUGUUAUUGUUCUUUCAUUAUCUCCUGACAAACUUAAUGUUGCAUGGUAGCAACUUUGCAGUAUAAUGAGUGGUAUUCAACUGAGUUUUACUCAAAAUAGACACAUUAAAAUUAAUGAGCAUGCCUAAAUUGGGUCCAUUAAUAGCAAUGGGUUUACUCUGAGUAAAACUUGGUUACAUACCACUCAUGAAAAGCUGCAGUUAGUCUAAAACAGAAAGCCUCUGAACCCCUCCUUAGGAUGAUUACCAAUUUAUCUUAAUUUCAGUAAUUUGUAAUACUACUUGUGAUUUUUACCACAUUUGACUAUAAUUUCUUUUAAGUUCAUGCGGUCAUUGUUGCAAAUGGAUUGAUUGAGAUCCAUAUGUAUGAACUACUUUAGCUGGAUGGGAAGUACCUGACCAAGGAGUUUGGUUAUGUUUAUGGUGAUGUAGGCAGAAUACAGCAGGUUCUCUAGCUUACAACUAUGAUUUUAAAAGUUUCUAUGUUAUAUAAAAAAAAUUCCAUGUGGAAUUGACACGUGGACGUCUGUGCUUUACACAUUGUUUUGGGAUAUGCCCUAGAGAAAUUGCUAAAUUUGUGUUGAGUGCUGGCCAGAUCCGCUCAGCUCCACAACCAUUCUCUUCUGCAUGAAAUGGAGUAGAAUACACCAAAUGCUCUGAUCCUGUGUGUACAUUUCAGGAGAAAGUGAGCAUUGGUGGAAAAGUCACUUUAAUAAAACUUGCCCAAGGUUCAUUGAGGAACCUUUUCAUAAUUUCUUGGGUUCUCUGGAACACCCUUUGAAAACUGCUAGGAAAGGAGGAUGUAGCUGGUACAGGAUUUGCAUAGCCACCUCCAUACGGCAAAUAUGCUUUGCGUGGAAGGGGAGAUACUGGUGUAACAACUGCUGUAUCAUAUACCCACUUAAUGCAGAGUGGGGGUGGGAAAUGUACCACUUGGAAAAUCCCCCAAACAGUGCAAAAAUAGCAGGAGCACAAACAAGGCGCACCAAUUGGGGAAAUGUGCCAGCAAUGCCGCCUACACAAAGAGGGAGUGAAUGAACUCGCAGUGAUGAGAACAUGUUCCGGAACACCUCCCUGUAACGCACACAAUGAUGCCACAGUGCCCCUGCUCCAUGAUCCCCAGUGGAACAGACAAAAAUAUCCCUGCUGCUCCCAGUCCCCAGGCAUAUGUACCAAUCGGGAUUUGAAUCUUCUUGGGCUGCUCAAGCACUGUUUUUGAGCACUGGACGUAAAGAGAGGGCAGAAGAAGCCACACAACACAGCAACAGCAUAGCUUCCUUGGCUACUAAUCAUGAGCCCAUCAUACCUUCUCACCUGCUGAGGCCAGCCAAAUUCAGCUCUUCCUAGCAUGUGUGGGGGGGGGGGGAAUCCCCAUCCAGCAUGUGGCAAAAUCAUAGCCUUUAUUCCACACUAUCUAGGGUGUAAUGGAUUCUGAAAAGAUAUGUAUAGGGUUGUUAACCAGCAGGGCAUCUGUGUCUUGGGCCUUCAGACGGCAGAGUAGCAGGCACCAGCUCUUUGUUGCCUGUUGCAUACCUAUCUGUCUUAAAGCUUUCCAAGGUGCCGGUUCCUGUCUAGAGUCAGUAAGGAUGUCAUUGUCCAUGGCAGAACAGGCAGGAGGCAUUCCAGUCACUGCUGAUCAUGGGGUGGGCCUUCCUUGUGAUCUAUGUGGAGCUGGGCGUGGCCUGUGGAGAGUAAAGGGAAGAGAUUGAAAGGGUAUCUAGUAAUACCUGGAAUAAAUAGACCUUGAACCCAGUGUCCGAAACUCCCAUGGUUCUAGGCGCAUUUUGCGACAGGGAAUUUCAUUAGCGCAAGCAGUUUCUGAGCUCUGGGAGCAGUACUGCGCCUACGAUUUCAGAUUAAAACUGCAGAGUGGAAGGAAAGAGGGACUUUUUUCUGCCUCCCUACUUCUAGCUACUGUCUGAAGACUGGAAAAGAGACUAGAUCAUGUGAAAAACGAACACAAUAUUUUAGCUGCAAUUCAUUCACUUUCAGCCUUGUUGGUUUUUUUGUUAUAGAAAAGCGCGCCUAGACAUUCUGUUGUUGCGCCCAUAACCUAGGUUUAAGGUGCCAUUUAGCUCCUAGCUUUCAUAUCUCAGUUUCUAACACUGCUGAACCUGCAUGCACAGGUACAAGAGAGAGUAAUAAAUGGUGCUUGGCCAGUGGUCAUGCCUUAGCCAUCCCCCCCACCCACUGCCCCCCACACAUCAGGGAAGUGGAGAGCGCACUGCCUUCUGAGUUGGUGGUUGCAAUUGAACUCUGGCUGUUCAGAAACAACUGGUAUAGCUGCAUGCUAUACACUGGGGCUGUGAUUCCUGAAUGGUUCCUCCAACACUGGCAGUAAUGCAAGGCACCAGGGCUGUGAACUUGUAAAGCAAAAGUACUCCAAAGUGUUUGGCCAGCUACAGUUGGAUUGGAGGGCUUGGCCUUUGCCAACAGAGAUCUUACCUGCAUGUGGGGAUGAUUGUUUCUUCUGUGUGGAAUACUCUUCUCCCUAUUGUAUGAGGUAAAGUAUUAAAACCAUAAAGCAGGUGGAGGCAGACAGCUACAGCAGCUAUAUUUUGCAUUGACUGUAUUACCUUUCCUUUCUUACUUACUUGUAUGGGGUUCUCUGUCUGUGCACCCCAGCUGUCAGAUUAGAGGAAGAAGGGCUGUUGGGUGUUUGUGGCUGGAGUUCCAAGGCAAGGACUCUUGGCAGAGAAGUGUUAGUAAUGUAGUCAGGUUUUCACGUAUGUUUUGGACAUGCUCUACCUGUAAAGUCAUGGUUUUUGCUUGUACUCACAAUAAAAUGUUCACAUGGAUUGUUGUACACAAGUUACGUAGGGGUAUAGGCUGAGUACUGGGUAGGAUGCUGUCCUUGAAACUUCAACCAGAGUUGUGGGUUCAUUUCAGCACUAGCCUCAAGGGUGAAUAAUAUUGUCUUCAUGGUCAAAGAGUAAGUUCUGAAGUUUCAUUUUCAUUUCACAUUUGUACCCUGCUUUUCCUUCCAGAAAGAAGCCCAAAGUAACUGACAAUUGCCGCAGCACAAUCAGUGCAAAAAUAUCAAAAUUACCAGUAGUAUGAACACAACAAAACAGAUAACUAUAAGGCUGCCUAAUACUGUGCCAAAGUCAUAUUGAUAAAUCAGCCAGUAAGUUCCAAAGAAGCCUGUCAAUGACCUUAGUUUGGGCCAAUAUCACUGCAGUACUUAACAGCAACCGCUGACGUCUUGUAUAUAUGAUGAAACAACUUGCAGAACAGAGGAUGUGAUGUAGUGGUGCCUUUCAAAGAUUCUGAGAUGGUACCUACUUCAUUCUAGUCUUAAAUUUAACUCAUUUCAGGUUUCCUGUAGAGUAGCUGUGUUUAUUGCACCAAGAUCAAUAAAAAGUUUUGUGGCACCUUAAAAGAUUAGCCAUUUUUGUUAUGGUGCAAUGCUUUAUCAGAUGCAUGAACUGGAUUAUAGUUCAUAAUAAAAUGUUAUUCUUCAAGGUGUGGCACACAAGGCUUAUUUAUUAUGCAUAUUUAUGGCCUGGCCUUCAUCAUUGUAGAGCUCAGGGUUAGACAAUAAUACAAAUUGCAUAUCCCAAAUUACUUAAACUAAAAAUAAUUAAAAUCACCCAUCAUCAAUAAAAAAUAAGAGCAAGUAAAAUAAAUGUUAAAACUGUAAAGCUUCUGAGAACUCCAGGUUGUUAACACAGAAAAUUUAAAACUAGUUAAUUGUGAGGAACAGAAGAUACCUGGACGCUUCUCCUUCAUGCAAGUUCAUCUUGCACACUAUAUUUUUAGAUGAACAUCUACAAAUGUAAAGCGUAAAUUCAUAAAGUAUGUAUUUAGAAAACAUCCAUGAUACAGACACAAAUUUAAGGGAGCUGUGCAGUUCUCUUGAGUAUAUAAUUGAAUAUAUAUACUUAACUUCAAACCUGUCUGAAGGAUGGAAUCCAUUUACGGGAUUCAACUGCUGAGUCACGUCAGCGGAAGCCCUGCUUACAUGACAGGAUUUCCCUGCUCUCCUCCCCCACCAUGUCCCUGAAUUUGGCCCUGGGGGAUCGAAAGAUUCACAUGGGGGAGGAGAGGAGGGAUUGUUUCAUAGGACAAACUGAUGCUUGCACAGAAGGAAAUAUUGUAAUAGUGCAACAUUCAAUGUAUUGCUACCCUGCUAUUCUGCUUGUAACGUAUGCAAGAGACAGGGUAGAAUUUUCUUCCAUUUCUGGGAACAAGUGGCUUCCUUCCACUCUACUCAGAAGGGUUGUCUUCAGCAUGUAUAUCAUCCUAGGGUUACUCUGUGGUCUCUUUAUGUACUGUGAUCCACUGCUUAGCUCUGCUGUAGUGUUCCCAGAGUACCGUAUUUUUCCAUGUAUAAGACGCCCCCUAUUUUUUGAACCCAAAAUUAAGAAAAUGAAACCCUAAAAUAGAAGUGAAAAUCUGGAUGAUUGCCGGUGGCAAGUUGUUGAUCUUUUUCAAGGCGAUCACCCUCAGAGUUUCCAGCAUGAGGUGCAUGCAGUGUACCGUGGUGCAGAAGCAAAGGCAGCGACUAGGGGGCACCACACGCUCCCCCUCAGUGGCAGCUGCUGCUGCAGGGAAGCAGGAUGCCAAGGAAGAGCCAGGGGAAGGCAGCGGCAGGUGGGAGUUUGAGAGGGGAAGAGGGGGGAAAAGGAAAGAAGGGCAAGGAGAGGUAGCUGGGGCAGUUUUCAGUGGCGGCAGUGGCAGCUGCUCUCAAUCCGGUGGUCGAGCCAGUGGGGGCUUCAGGAUGCGAGCCCACUCACCAGCAUGCAGCCUGGAGUGGGGGGAUAAAGGGGGGACGGCAACAGGAGGGACCGCCUCAGCCCGCCCAAGCCAAAAUCCCGGACAUAUGCUUAAAUAUUUUUAAAAUUCCCCCAGAUGCCCAUGUUCCGUGUACAAGACGACCCCCAAUUUUUUACUAAUUUUUUAAAGCAAAAAACCUCAUCUUAUACAUGGGAAAAUAUGGUAUUUCACAGGUAGGAAUGUAGAGCAUUUCAUCUUUUCCACUACUGUAUUGGGGGUGUCAUGCAUCCUCUUCUGUUCACAUGCUGGGUUCUUAGCUCUAUCCUUUCAUCUUGGAGUUUGUUGAUAUUAGCUGGAGAAAGUAGCUUAUAAGAUUGCUUCCCAACAUCUUUCACUUAGCUUUACAGGUGGGGCAUAGAGUCUACAAAUACACAAACACAGAAACCUUAAAUGGAAAGUGUGUUACAAUGCCUUUAUUGGGACCAACUAAAAAUCACUAUAUUAUGCUUUUUGUUUAGUAUGUCUUUGUAUAGCUAUUAUGCAUCAUGUAAGCACUUCUGUCACAUAGAGCCAGGCACAACUGACUGCAUGUUGGAACAAAAUAGCUUGCUUCCCAUCCCACCUGUCUGCAGCUGAAUUCUUGUGGACCUGCUCAGCAGCUAUUAAAGCACUUUACAGGUAUAUAAGCAGUAGUAUAUGGUUCUGUUUACCAAAGUGUUUUCUCCUACUUUGUACUAUUUCCCUCAUUGACUUGUCUUGUUUGAGAUAAGGGAAACUAGUUUUACAUAAAAGGUGUUGGUUACGAUGGCUAGUGUUUUGAUGGAACUCAGUUAUUUUUGCUGGAAGUUGUAUAAUAAUUUAAAGAUGCUGCUUCUAAGCUGUAGGACUAGAUUUACAGCUUCACUUUAGAGAAAUCCUGGCUCUUCUGGAUUUGGCUGUUGAGCAUGGUUCUAUCUUAACUAAAGCUAGUUAAUGCCUCAGACGAAAACUUUGUCAGCUGGGAGAAAAUCUAUUAUGUUGAAUGCUGUUCAUGCUGUGUUCUUGCAUUUAAACAGUUUUAAUUGUCCUGGGCACCAAUCCAAACCUUGGGUACAUUCAGAGAGCCAGAAAAUCACUUUCAGUGGCCGGGGACUUUCUCUUCCCCCAGUUACAAUCUAGGUCUGCACCCCUUAUUGCACCUGCAACUUCUUUUGGUUCUGGUGGCCUGAUCCGCACUACCCAAAAAUUCCUGUUUUAGAUGGCAGCACAAUUAGGUACCACUGAACCUGAAGAAGGUUCUGAGACCUGAUUGCUUACAGAUAAUGGUAACUUGCUAGGCUAGAUCCAAGCAUAAGACCCAGAGCUUCCCAGUUCACUACUUUGUGUAUGCUCUUACGUAGACCCCCAAGCCUAUGGAGCACUGAUACUCCAGGCUGUAUUCUCAAAACUUAAACAUAAUUAUUUCAGUUUCUUUUUAAACAGUAGUGGAGAAAUAAGCAUUACUGGACAAUUCAACUUGUUGACUUUUUGUGAAAACUGUGUUUAUCCAUCCAACUGUGUGUAUCCAUUUACUCAAAUGUAUUAUUCCCAAAACAAGGUUGUGGUGCAAGCAAUAGAUAAACCUUUUAUGUGACUUUUUGCCCCUUGUUUAAUAAAGAUACUUUGCUGUGUGCUUAAUGCAGUGGUACCUCGGGUUACAGAUGCUUCAGGUUACAGACUCUGCUAACCCAGAAAUAGUACCUCGGGUUAAGAACUUUGCUUCAGGAUGAGAACAGAAAUCGUGCAGCGGCAGCGGGAGGCCCCAUUAGCUAAAGUGGUACCUCAGGUUAAGAACAGUUUCAGGUUAAGAAUGGACCUCCAGAACGAAUUAGGUUCUUAACCCGAGGUACCACUGUACUUGUAAUCCAUUUUGAAUGAAAUGCAUAGCAAUUGUUGUAAGAUACUAAAUAGGAUAUGGCUGAGAAAAAGGAGCUUUGAUGUGGUUGGCCCAGCAGAAGCUCCUUGGUAGUAAUGCUGGGUGCACAUCCAAGUUUCCUUCCUGGACUUGAGGCUUGAUGUUUGUACAAGCUUUUCAUACAGCAGGAAUUGACAGUUUCAUGCCUUUUGCGGGGAUGGGGAUUUUAGUAGUAUUUGUAUAUGUGAAAGUUAAACAAGAUAACUUGAAGGGUAGGUUUAAUAAGGUCUUCCAAAAGCAGUCUAUUGUUGAGAGACACAGUUAAAUCAUGCCUAUGGACUAAAGUAGCUAAAAACAAAUAGACACAUACACCAUUGUGCAUAUUAUUACAACCUUUAAUAUGUAUCAAUGGGAUCCUUUCAUUCUUUAUUUUAUUUUUUCUGACAUUGGUAUGGAAAAAUAUGCUGGCAAUAGGUUUUGGGGCUUCCCGCCACUUGCUAGUGCAGCAUCAUAAAACUUUUAACAGUAAGACAUACUGAUGAGAUUGGCAGGGCAUGCAUUUGCUUAUCUGAUUGUGGUUGCACACACCCAGGUAGUAAAGCUUAUUGACCUCAGUGGACCUUGCCUUUAACAUGUGUAGAAUUUUGCUUUUAGGGUAGGAAAGAAAGCUGUUUUUAAGUUAAUUCUUGCUAGUUAGCUUUGACUGCUGAACAGUUUUCUUAGGAAGGAUUGAUUUUCCCAUUUUUGAGCUAUGCAGCCUGAUCUGAUAUACACCAUACAUUCUUGUAAAUAAGUGCUGAUAAGCUCCUGCCCACCUAGCGGUUCAAAAGCACGUCAGGUGCAAGUAGAUAAAUAGGUACCACUGUGGCGGGAAGGUAAACAGCGUUUCCGUGCACUGCUCUGGUUCACCAGAAGCGGCUUAGUCAUGCUGGCCACAUGACCCAGAAGCUGUCUGUGGACAAACGCCGGCUCCCUUGGCCAGUAAAGCGAGAUGAGUGCCGCAACCCCAGAGUCGUCCAUGACUGGACCUAAUGGUCAGGGGUCCUUUACCUUUAAGUUCAAUAAAAGUGUUUAUAAAGGCCUUUAAUGUGUUCAAACCACUUCACAUACACAGUAGGUGAAUAUUAUUGGGAGCUGAGACUGGUGGCUAGCUUAGUCCAUGGCUGAUGUGAUUUUUUAAAAAAUGGAACUUCUUAUAUUGUUACACAGCCUCUAACCAACUUCUUUUGCCUUUUAAGUAUAGGCUGUAAUAGGAAUUGUACAGUUUAUCCUGUACUCCAAAAGAGCCCUGCUAGAUCAGACCAAAAGUUCCAUCCAGUCCCAGUGUUCUGUUUCUCUCAGUAUCCCGCCAAAUGCUUCUGGAAAACACAUCACAGGCUUGAAGGGCAAUAGUCCUCCCAUGCUACUGGCCCCCUCUCAGCAUCUGUUUUUCAGUAGCAUGCAACCUUUGAAAAUGAAGGUUCGGCUUAGCUAUUUGGUUGCCAGCUUCUACGCUUUUUCUAGCUCUGUGGUACCCUAUUGAGAUGAGAUGACCAGAACAAUUUGCUUUAUUUCAAAUCUAGCUGCACUGUAGAGUCAUAUAAAGGGCAUUAUGAUACUGGCAGUUUUAUUUUCAGUCUCUUUUCUAAUAACCUCUGUCUUUUUCAUUGCCACCACACACUGUCAACAUUUUCAAAUUCUUGAGCCAUCUUAGUCAGGCCCUAAUGUGCAUCACCACAUAACUACUUACAGGAACCUUGCAUGCCAUUUUGUUGCUUACAGAUCUUGUUUGGAGAUAUCUUUUAUUGGUGUCAUCUAAUUUGGAGUUAUCAGCAAACUGGACCAUUUCACUGCUCAUCCUGACUCUGAUCACUUCUUAUUUUAUAUUUGUACAAUUGAAGUAUUUUUAAAGGAAAUAACUGUCUAUAUAGAGUCACCUUUCCAUGGGAACACAAACUGAAACUACCAGCUAUGUGUGAAUUCACGACUCCCAUCUUAACACAGCUCACAUAGGUAGUCUGUUUACUUGAGCAGUUUAACACAAACCAGUGAACAGUACAUUAUCAGGACUCCCAUUUUGCCCAUCACUCUGGUAUGCGAUCAGGCUGCAGACAAGCUAUAGAUGCUUUCAAUCCACUCCCAGAUGAUAAGUGCUUGUUUGACAGAUUCAAGGCAGCAAGAAAUUUUGUGGUAAGUGUGUCUAUUGAUAAAGUUUGUCCAAAGAGCUUCUCUCACCCAGACUGUUAAUGAGGACAGGCCUGUUCAGGCUUUGGAAAGUCUCAAAGAAAAUUCCAUAAUAUUUUUAUUUGUUGUCAAAUGUAGGGGUCCACAAAUCUGUGCACCAGAACCUGUGGUGUGCAUGAUACCCCUUCUCCCUUCAGAUCCAUGUUCACAUUCUUAGUUGUGCACCUCCCGUUUUCACCUUGUUUUCCAGUUUGUCUGCUGCUGAUAUAUACUCAUAUAUCAGUUGCUUCCACCACCACCUCUUUCUAGCCCCUCUUGUUGCUAGCCAGUGCUUCGUGUGUGAGCUGCUUCUCUCUCAACACAUCUCAUACACCUUCCAGUCAUACCCAAUUGGAGAAGAGAUAUCUGCAAGAUAGGCAAUGAUAGUUGUUGCACAGAGCAUCAGCUUGUGAUGGAAAGAGAGGAGGUAGUGGCUCACAUGAUCAGUGCACUUGUUGGGAGGAGGAGGUAGCUGCAGCUGCGCAGGCAGAAGGGUAAAGAGGCAGGGCUGGAGAUUUUCCACGAGCUCUGGAGAGAAUUUCCCAAGUGUAGCAUGACAUGGACUGUCCUCAGCACUCUCCUCCUGAGCUGAUGAGGGGGAGAGGAAAGGAUUGUCUUUGAUUUUAGCAUUGUGCUUCAGAGACUCCUUUGAAAUUCAAUGUUGUGUCAAAGACACCCCUGUGGGCAUGAUCCUAUCAAGGCCAGCCAAUUUUUUUGCAUCUCUGUGAAAUGUUACUCAUUACUUUUUCUAACUGAACUGUUACAGGCACAGUACAGUGGUACCUCGGGUUACGAAUUCAUUCUGGAGGUCCACUCUUAACCUGAAACUCUUCUUAACCUGAGGUACCACAUUAGCUAAUGGGGCCUCCCACUGCCACUGUACCGCUGCUGCACAAUUUCUGUUCUCAUCCUGAAGCAAAGUUCUUAACCUGAGGUACAAUUUCUGGGUUAGCAGAGUCUGUAACCUGAAACAUCUGUAACCUGAAGCGUCUGUAACCCGAGGUAGCACUGUUCUAUAGUACUACUACUUUAGCAUGGCCAUGCAGAGGAAGGUAAUCUUCCAUUUUAAAUUAGCUGGAGUUUGUCAUGAUGUUUGAACCCAGGGGAGUGCAUGAGCACAAGGCUUGCUGUGGUUCCUUCUCACAAAGCUAAGCCAUGAUUUAAUGUUGUGUGUAAACACAGCCAUUGUGAUGGUUAUGGGGUCACCCACUUCUUUUCUGGUGAUAGUAAACUUGUAUGGAAGCAGAUAGAUGCUGACCUCAUGGUUUGACUUUUAGCUGCAGCUCAUUGUCCCCACUGUUGGGCAAAGGCCCACUAGUUGAAUAAUUUAUAGAGCUUUGAAUCUUUCUGUCAUACCUUAUUGGAAAAAGUAAAACAUAAAAACAAGACUAUUGGAAAUGUGCUUAAUUCAGAAUUUUAUAUUAGCAGCAUAAGGCCCUAUAAGGAGUCAUGCAUCUUUAAAAGUCAUAAGGAGACUCCGUCCACCUCUGCAAGUGGAUGGUGUGGCCCACCUGCCAGCCACUUGAUGGCCCUUAGGCGACCCAACUUCAAAGGACAGAACUGGGAGUGCAUUUUGAGUACACUCCUGAUUCUUUCCUUUCUUUCUUUGCAUCCUGCCUUGAACUUAAGCUGGGCUUGAAAAGCAGAUUCCUAUCAACUACAAACCCUGCUUUUGACAGGGAUUGGUUGCACAUAGCAGUUCCCAAUUGAGGCCUCCUUCAGUGGUGGUUCCCCGUUUGUGGAAUGGCCUUCCUCGUGAGGUGCCUCCGUCUCUCAUCAUUAUUGACUUUCAUUUGGUGGGUGAGAGAUACUUGGCUAUGGCUACCUUGAAAUUAGCAACUGAAAUAUGUCAUUGCAUUUGAAUGUUCUGAAAGUUUUUUUUGAUGGUUUUUAAUCAUUUUUCAGUGUUUCAAAUACAUUUUUUAUUUAAAUGAUAUGGUAUCUGGUUUGCGGCAGGUAGGAGGUAGGUGGGAAUUAGGACAUCUGACAGGUGUAGUAUGACCUAUGGGCCAGAGGUUACCCACACCCAACCAAUUCUAACCUCUUCUAAGACUAGCGUCUCCAUCAUCAGAGAAUGUCUAUUUUAAGAUUAGUGUUGGCAAUCAAUUACCUUAUUUUGCCAGAGCAGUCCAGCAUGCUAGAUGAUGAAUGGUGCUUUACAGGGGCAGCCAAUAUGGUGCCAUCCAGAUGUCUUUGGAUUCCCAACUCCCAUCGGUCCCAAGCAAUAUAGCCAAUAAUCCGGGAUAAUGGUAAUUGGCAUCUAGCAAUAUCUGGAGGGCACCGCAAAUGCCAGCAACCACGUUGACUAUGUAUAAUGUUUUCUCAAGUAUAUAGGGGACAUUUUACUAAGUGCUUCUUCUGACCUUGACGUCAGAACAGUGAUUGUUCAAAACCACGCCUGUGUCCUUUGUUUAUACAAAUUCUCCUGUUCAGCUUCUGCAUUACUGUGAAAUAGCUAAUGGUUAUUCACUUCAUUUCGGUGUCAUGUAUGCUGUACCUACCUUUAGCUGGCCACCCAGUUAUUACCUUGACGAAUAUAACCAUACAGAUCAAAUUGUAAUUAGUUGUGGGUUGUUGUUUUUUUGUAUGGUCUGAAGGCACAUGCUUGCUAAAGCUAAGCAGGCCUGAGUCUGGUCAGUUCCAUAGUGGGAGACCUCCAGUUCCAUGAUAAAAGAUGGAAUUUAAAUAUAAACAAACAAGUAAAUAAAAUACACCAUCAUUUAAACUGAGAGUUGAAACUGGGAGGAUUUGAUUUGUAAGCGUUUACUUCAUGUCAUAGAGCAGGUGAGAGAUAUUUCAGAAGUCAGCAAGGAGUUGCCACUGGCUUACAAUGGCACUCAUCACAAUAAGUGUUUAUCUUUUGAUCUGUAGUGUCUGGCCUUGUGGUUACACAAUGGCUCAAUUUAUUUAAAAAGCUAAUGCUAUUAUGGUCUCUAAAGAUAUUUCAUUUAGAAUAAAUGAGAAGCCAGCUACAUUACAGAUCCCUUGAGGUUUGUUUCUGGCAGUACUAGUAAACCACUACACAAAGCUUUGUUGCAUUAGCAAUCUCUGUUGUGGAAAUCUCAUAGUUUCUGAAGUUUAUCAGAGCUUCCUCAAAAUAUGGUAUCUCUAAUUAUAAAUAAUUAUAAUGGCUUUUUUUAAUCAGCCCAACUGGCAAAGUUUAAUCCAAACUUGUUUUUAUAAGGUGUCUUCUGAUUCUAAAGAUAUGGAAUCAGAACCCACAGUUUUCUUUCUAAGAAUAGAGUUGCUUUUAUUGGAUUUAAUUCAAUUGAUUUUGGGCAGUACACAUUAUGCUUCUUUCUUCUUUUCAGGAAGUUUUAUUCUGGUUAAUCUCCAGAAUACUGCAUGCAGAUUACCUUGAUCCUAAAUAUGCUUUAACUUCAGUGUGGUAAUAAUAGUUUAUUGGUGUUUUACUGAUACAGCAGUGAUAUGGUCCACUCUGGUUUCCUUAUUGGCUGUUAUGGCACAUUUUAAAUUGGGUUGCAAUUUUUCAUCUGACAGCUUUAAUUUAAGCCACAUCAUCAUAUUAAAAUUGUUUGCCAAGUUUGAAACAGAGGGUGGAAUUUAACAUCACACUGUGGUAAACAUCCCAUCAGCACAAGCAUUGCAGCUUGUCAGGCUGAACAGGCCCCCCCACUCCAAUGCACUGUUCUGGGGGUUUUCUCAGUCCCCCACACCAAACCAGUUUCAGGGGGAGAGGAGAGAGGGGAACCUUGUUGUGCUAGCAGAAGCUCUCCCAUAGGGCUGACAGGACCCAUAGGAAGCAGAUCAAAGACUGCAUAUGAGAAUUUGAACAUUUGGGACAGGAUUCACCUAAUGAGCAAAGGAGUCAGGAGAAAAAGUUGCAAUCCUGUAUUCACCCUUCAUAACCUAUCUCUGAAAUUUCACAAGAUGAAGCAAGCUGUUUUCUUGUGCACUGUGGACUCUUCUCCAUUGUAUUCCAGGCACUCCCUCCAUAUUCAAAUAGGUGUUGUCAGAAUAUUCACUCAGUUCUCCAUUGCUUUGCUAAACACUUUUUAUCUGGUCUGUGCCUGUAUAAUAAAAGUUGCAUUUGAUAUUUGUAUUUGUUAAACACAGUAGAACUAAGGAGACUUCCCCUAUAACUCUUGCAGUUCAGAAACUUGUGGGUCUCACUGAAACUGACUGGAAUCCCAUUUCUGUUUUUAUACUGCUGCUUGGGAAGCCUGUGAACAGCAGUAACAGCAGGCAGGGUCAUUCUGGCGUAUGGUUGCUACUGCAGGUAAAGGUAAAGGGACCCCUGACCAUUAGGUCCAGUCGUGGCCGACUCUGGGGUUGCGGCGCUCAUCUCGCUUUAUUGGCCGAGGGAGCCGGCGUACAGCUUCCGGGUCAUGUGGCCAGCAUGACUAAGCCGCUUCUGGCGAACCAGAGCAGCGCACGGAAACGCCGUUUACCUUCCUGCCGGAGCGGUACCUAUUUAUCUACUUGCACUUUGACAUGCUUUCGAACUGCUAGGUUGGCAGGAGCAGAGACCAAGCAAUGGGAGCUCACCCCGUCACAGGGAUUCGAACCGCCGACCUUCUGAUCGGCAAGUCCUAGGCUCUGUGGUUUAACCCACAGCGCCACCUGCGUCCCACUACUGCAGGUAGACGGACACAAUUUCAUGAGUCUUUGCUUGGACUGAUAAGGCUAAGAGCAGAAUCCAAACACUAUGGAAGCAGCAAGGUUAAAAGGAGUGGUUCAGCUAGCACUUCAUUUAAAGAUCUAGUGCGGGCACCCCCAAACUCGGCCCUCCAGAUGUUUUUGGGACUACAGCUCCCAUCAUCCCUAGCUAGCAGGACCAGUGGUCAGGGAUGGUGGGAAUUGUAGUCCCAAAACAUCUGGAGGGCUGAGUUUGGGGAUGCCUGAUCUAGUGCUUGUGCCAGUCAGAAUGGAAGGGGAAGGGCAGUGAUUACACCUAUUUUUUCUGCACCAUCUCUAGUCUGAGGCAACAGAAAGGCCUAUAUUGCCAGAAGCUAGAUCAGCUUAGAAUCCAGCAGUUCCUUGGCUGGCCCAACUCCACCUCCCGUCUCCAAAACACUGAAGGGAAUCCUCUGGAGCAGUACAGAACAUGGCCUAAGACAUUAGCAGAAUUCAGGAAUCCUUCCACACAGAAGCAUAAAGUGCAGGAUAUCUUUGGAUCCGCUUGUAACAAGAUUUCUGUGGAGAACCAGCUAGGAAAUCAGCUGGGCGGAUAGUCUUCUUCCACCCAUCCCUUACCUAGGGAACAUUAUAUUUUGACUUAACUAGAUUUAUUAUUGCACAAAAGAUGUAUUAAUUUGCAGAUUUGAGAGAGCUGUAGAAGUAAUGGUUACAUGAUUGUAAAACUACUGAAAUACAAUGUAUAGGUAAUUGCUCCCUUUUUCCACUAGGGGAUGCUGCAGACCUUAAAUAACAUGCCAAUGUGCCAUUUAUAGAAGCCUCUUCACAUAUGCAUAGGAAAUUAAUGAUAGCUGUAGUUGGGACCCCAGAGUGGUACUUGGUCUUCUAUACAGGUAGAUAAAUAAAAAUUGGGGCGCGGGGGUUAGAAUAGUUUGGCUCGUGUGCCCCUAUCCUAGUGUCGAGAGAGAAAACACUGGCAAAACUCCAGAGUUGUGAUUUUAAUGCUGCUAUGGGAACGACCUUUUAACAGUGUUCAAUAGAAAAUACUUUGGGCGUAUUUUGAAACAAAGCCCUCUUUUUCAUACCAAAUAGUUCUGUGCUUGGUUAACUUUUUGCUUUAGGCAGAUGUGUCUGUGCUGUAAUGCGGCCUUAGCAAUUCUAGACUAUCAGACAGCAUGUUGUAAGCCAGUGAUGAGGGGUUAUUUGAGACCUCCACCAAAGUGACAAGGGACGCAGGUGGCGCUGUGGGUUAAACCACAGAGCCUAGGGCUUGCCGAUCAGAAGGUCGGCGGUUCGAACCCCCGCAAUGGGGUGAGUUCCCGUUGCUCGGUCCCUGCUCCUGCCAACCUAGCAGUUCGAAAGCACGUCAAAGUGCAAGUAGAUAAAUAGGUACCGCACCGGCGGGAAGGUAAACGGCGUUUCCGUGCGCUGCUCUGGUUCGCCAGAAGCGGCUUAGUCAUGCUGGCCACAUGACCCGGAAGCUGUACGCCGGCUCCCUCGGCCAAUAAAGCGAGAUGAGCGCCGCAACCCCAGAGUCAGCCACGACUGGACCUAAUGGUCAGGGGUCCCUUUACCUUUUACCAAAGUGACAGAAUAUAAUUUCAACUACAAAUCAAAAUGAUUGCAGGUGUUUCCUUUGCGCCAUUUGCCACGUUGUUUAAAGUUUGGAGUCCCUUUCAGGUUGCAUGAAAUAACUUGGAGGAAUAUGUAGCCCCAGGAGGUUUUGGGGUUCUAAUUACUAAAGGAAGCUGCCUGAUAACAUGCAGGUUGCUGUGAUGUAUGUCUAUCUUUUUACAGUCUUUGCCCUUGGCGUGGCUAAUCUGUGGCCCUCUAGAUGGUGUUGGAAGCAGUCCCAGGCAGUGAUUAGGGAUUAUGGGAGUUGUAGUCUAGCAGCAUCUGAAAGCCCAUCCUUGGUCUGGCACAAGAGAUAUUUAAGGGAGAUGUUCAGAGAGCAGAACUAUGGGAUACCAGUGGAAGAGAUACACACAAAUUCAGCCGACUUUUGAGGGGAAAUCAUUGGUCUCCAUAGCUAUUACCAGAGUUAUUCUGAAAUGAAUCAAGCUUCAACAGGAAGAGGCAGAAGCUGUGCACAGUGAUGCUAAUCACUGUCUCCUUUCUGACAUCAUAAUAUACUGCCAUAUUGCAAAGUUUAUCUGGUAUUACACUAUGAUGUUGUAAAGCAGAUAUUGCCCAGAUAUUGCGCAGAUCCAUACUUGCAGUUUAAAAUAAUGUGGUACAAGGUUUUCAAUUAUAAACUAAGUGCAUCUGUGGAAGCGACUAUUUGGAUGUUUUGAACCUGCAACCGACUGGGAAAGGAAGGGGCCUCCCUUUCUCCUUAUUUAGUGGAGACACAAUGAGGCCUCUCCUCUUCCUUAUGCAAUUUUACUUGCCUUACAUUUACCUUCCUCUUGUGAGAUCUCGGGUGCAUCCCUGGGAAGCGCUGCGAGGCAGGUUCUUGUCUGAUUUGUAUGCAUUUGGAGAUUAGCAUGCUUUGUUGUGUUCUCUGUUUCUCUGAAGUCCCUGUAUGGGUCACAUAUCACCAGCCAAAAGUACUUGGCCUGCUAAACUGUUUUGUAAUAAAUAUUUGCUGAUCAGAAGAGAAACAAUAAUUAGAAUUGGGGGAAUUUCAGAAACUUCAGAAGACUCCAGAGCACAGGUUAAUGCAGCAUAAUGACAGAUCUCUGGAAGACCCACCUUCCCCGCAUUUCCAGAGCAUUUCCAGUGAACUCUGUUAGAAGUGUAACUCUUAGGCACUUGGUGCCUGUGCUACUGUGAUGAUGGCUUGCAAGUGUUUGUUUUCUGCUUUCUGACCCUGUAUUCCUUGUCCGAUUCAUAAAUACUUGCAGAUAUUGCAUAUAGCCAGUAGAUGAUGUUCGACUAUGUGAUUUGCUUGAGAGGAGAGAGAGGGCAUAUUUCAAUAGGAGAGAGUUGCAGGACAGAGCAUCCCUGCUCCUGAAUUAGUGGUGGUUGUGGUGAGAUGCACGUGUCAUUCCAGUCGGCUGGGGAUCAAGGGACCCUCACUCCUACCUUUGUUAACGUUAGAUAAUUUAUAGCAAUUUUAAAAACCAGGCAGUCAGUUUCACAAAUGUGUUCCCUAUGGAAUAUUUGACUGCUACCAGGUGAUUAUACAGUGGUACCUUGGGUUAAGUACUUAAUUCAUUCCAGAGGUCUGUUCUUAACCUGAAACUGUUCUUAAUCUGAAGCACCACUUUAGCUAAUGGGGCCUCCUGCUGCUGCCGCGCUGCCGGAGCACGAUUUCUGUUCUCAUCCUGAAGCAAAGUUCUUAACCCGAGGUAAUAUUUCUGGGUUGGCGGAGUCUGUAACCUGAAGCGUAUGUAACCUGAAGCGUAUGUAACCCGAGGUACCGCUGUAUUGUCAGUUUGACUGACCAGAAUAAGUCGCUGCUACCAGGGCAGAGAAGAAGUGAUGUAUUUGGGCAAAAGAGAGAUUACUGAGUAUUGAGGGAUAAGAAUACAUUCUGCUCUUGAUGGCAAGGGAAAGGCUGUGUUGAAUUUCUUCAAAUUAUAGGGCAGGAGCAAAGGAGGACAUAAACAUUUAAACUGAAUUCCUUUAAUUGCUUUUUACUAGGAGAAGGAUGUUUCUUAGUGUAUUGACAAGUACAUCUCUUAGAGAGACUUUGCUUCCCAGGGAAACCAAGGAAGGUAUGAUGUCAUUGACUUUAAGUGGAUGCGAGCCUUUAUAUAGAAACCAAGUAAACCUUGCAUUUGCUCUUUAUUAAUGAUAGGUUUUCCCCUUCUUGCUCAACUGAGAUAUAUAGACAUCUGAAACUUAAGACUGUCAACUCACAAAGACAGAUGUAGUGGAGACAAAUGUUAGUGGGGCCUCCUAGGACAAACAGCUGAUGCUGUCCUGACCACUCCUUUAUGGCAUUCCUCCUACCACUGUAGCAACAGGAAGGAAUGAUGUAAUAAGCAGCCAUGUUCAUCUCUGUGUGGGAGGAAAGCUCUUAAAAUAACAGUAAGUGGGCCCUUUCCUCUUAACUUGGUAUCAACUUUGAUUGUUUCUUCCACUUGACUUGUGAAGGAAGCUGGUUGAGUGCUUAAUGUUCCGCCUUACUGAGAAGUAGGCCACAAUUUCAAGUCCUGGUCUGUGCUCCUUGACCUGCAGGAAGGCCAGGAGGAGCCCAGGCGUUUAACAGAUGUUGAGAACCAUGAUGGUUAAGUUAAAUCAAGACUGCUCUAAGUAACUUUCCCAUUUUGCAAUUUAUAUAUUUCCCAGGCAAGUAUGCAUAUUAAUAAGUUGCCAUAACAAAUAGUAUAUGUUGCUUUACAACUAAGCUUUUACACAGUCUAGUUGUAGACUUACUUGUGCAGAACACUUGUCUGUAAACAGACAUGAUUAUGCUGUACAGAAAGACAAGACAGAUUCCUGUCUGGCUCUCUGUUCACAUCAAGGAUACUAAGCAAGGUCAUUUAUUUGCAGACUAAAGCUACAAUCAUGUGGAUUCUAGCUUUAUUUUACAUAGUACCUUUGUUUCUUCCUGCUGGUUCAGUGUUUUGUCUUUUCAUUGAUUUUUGUUUGUUUGUUUCAGUUGAAAUUGAUUCCAGUAUGUCUGCAAGCAGCGCUUCUAAGUUCCUGUGAACCAUCAUCACUAUUUUGUUUUGGGAAAAUCAAAUACUGUAUUUUUCGCUCUAUAAGACACACUUUUUUCCCUUCAAAAAUUAAGGGGAAAUGUGUGUGCGUCUUAUGGAGCGAAUGCAGGCUCCUUGGCUUCAGCGAUAGCAACGCGAAGCCUCCGAAGCGCAGAGGGAGAGCUGCCCCCGCACUCUGGAGGCUUCGCGUUGCUUUCGCUGAAGCCGCCUGAAGCCCUCGCUGCAGUCCGGAGGCUUCAGGCAGCUAUCCGCAAGUCUUCGGAGUGCAGCAGGAGUUCCCGCCGUGCUCCGAAGGCUUGCGGAUAGCCGCCUGAAGCCUGGACAGCGAGAGGGGUCGGUGCACACCGAUCCCUCUUGCUCUCCAGGCUUCGCUUCGCUGGAGAGGCGCUGCAGUUUUCCCUCUCUGCCCAGCGCCCCUUCAGUGAAGCGGGAGGAGAAAUGGAAGGGGCUCCGUUUCUCCUGCCGCUUCGCUGAAGGGGCGCUGAGCAGAGAGAGGGAGAAUUUUUUUUCCUGUUCUCCCCCUCCUAUGGUCCGGUGUGUCCUAUGGUCCGGUGCGUCCUAUGGAGCGAAAAAUACAGUAGUAGUGAUGUCUGCAUUGAUUUGCAUGGGGGAAAGAGAGGCUGCACCCCUGGAAGGUUUUGGGUGGGGAAAACCCACUCCUGCCAAGAGGGUACUUGCCAGGGGGUUGCAUUUAUAGAAAGCCCUUGACCUUAGACAUCGGUAUUAGGGCAGGGCGAUGUAUCAGUAUAUCGUCCAAAAUCAGUUUGAAUUCCACAUCAUGGUAAAGGUUUCAUAAUAUGAACAUGGAAAUAUAUUGCAAAUUACGAUGUGUGCAUGUGCUGUGUAAAAAAAUGUGAUGUGGGAAACACCAUAAAGCCAGUCACCACUUCUCUUGUGAUUCCUGCCUCCCCUGUUGCUCUGUGCAAUAUAAAAUAAUAGUUGUAACAAUAUGUUAAAGGUAAGAAAAAUAUAUCUGUUUUAGACCCCUAAAUAGUAGCGGUUGCCAGGACGUUACCCCAUUCGCCUCUACAUAGUUCCAUCCAUAUUUCAAACAUUGUGAUAUAUUGGCAUAUCACAAUGUUUAGCUGAUAGAAAACCAGAUUACUCAGCCCUAAUCAGUUUGUUUUACUGAGUGCUUUCUUUUACAUUGUUUGGAGCAGACAUGUUUAUAGGGUAGCAAUUCACUCUAAACACAACUUCAGCUAAUGCUAUUCUAGGUUGCAUCAACAGAAAUAUAGUGUCCCAGGGGAAGUAAUAGUCCCGCUCUAUUCUGCCUUGGUCAGACCACACCUGGAGUAAUGUUUCCAGUUCUGGACCCCACAAUUUAAGGAUAUUGACAGGUUGGAACAUGUGCAGAAGAGGGCAACCGAGAUGAUCAAGGGUCUGGAAACCAAGGCUUACGAAGAACGGUUGAGGAAAUUGGGUAUGUUUACCCUGGAAAAGAGGAGACUGAGAGGGAGAUAUGAUAGCCAUCUUCAAAUAUCUAAAAGGCUGUCACAUAGAGGAUGGAGCAAGCUUGUUUUCUCCUGCUCUGGGGACUUGAACCCAAACUAAUGGCUUCAAAUUACAAGAAAGGGGAGUCCGACUAGAACUUUCUGACUGUCAGAGCUCUUUGACAGUGAUACAUGCUCCCAUGAGAGGUGGUGGAUACUCCUUCCUUGGAGAUUUUAAGCAGAGGUUGGAUGGCCAUCUGUUAUGUAUGAUCUAGUUGAGAUUCCUGCGUUGCAGGGGGUUGGAGUAGAUGGCCCUCAGAGUCCCUCUAACUUUACAAAUUAUUAUUUUAUUUUAUUCUUAAAUUACUUUGUGAUUUUUCAUAGGAAGCCACCCAUGAAUGAAAUAAAUCAAUAAAUUCUAAUGUUGAAGAACUGCCAUGCUUCCUAGUCAUGAAAGUGGAUUAGAAUUCUCACCACCCCUAAGCAUACUCUGAAAUGGGGGGAAGUAUAUGAGAUUCCAGAGUUGGAAGACUUGCCAGUUCCUAGAUUGCCUCCCUUCCCCAUAUGACUAGCUAUGAAAAAUAUGUUUUUCUGAAUCCUUGUGACUUCAUUGUGUGCACUGCUGCCCCACCUCUGUUAUGAGUCAAAGCAGUUGUGCAUGAAUGCCAUCUUUGUUACCAGAGUAGAUUGUCAGAAAUGAAUAAGGGGGGGUGUUUCCAAUAUUCUUCUGUUUUGCAGUCUGUGAGGUUUUCUGUUACCUUGGACACGUGGCAGCUGCUAGUAUCAUGCUUGUGAAUAGAGUCCCUUGUCCUUGGCUGAGUAGCAACCCUGUAGCUACUACCCAAGCAGAGUGUGUCUCUGUAUUUAUCGAUCUGAGAGACACAGCUAGCUUAACCUCAUUGCAACUCCCCACCCCAGAAGUGUUCAUUGCUGGUUGUGAACAUCUGGAGAGUCUAACUAACUAAGCUAAGGCUAAAUUCUCAAUGCUUUUGCUUAUCAUUGUCCCUACAGGUGCUUUAAAAAAGAAUUAUUCACAUUUAGAGUUUCUUGGGCACAAAAGAAAAACAAAAAACCCUGAAUCCAUUCAUGCAAUUUUCUUUAAGCGUAUACUUUGUUCAAACAGAAGGGGGGAAAGGUUGAGUUGAACUUGGAAACUAAAAGGUAAUUGACUGGUGGGUGUUCUAAGCACAAUUCUAUCAGUUUUGUGAUAGGCCCAGUGAUCCUGCCUAGAAAUGGAGACUGCCUCUAUGUUUUGAUAUUGGGCUAAAACUGAGCGGCCCACCUGUCUCAGUGCACAACUUUGCAAGUCUCCCCUCGUCCCCUUUUAAAUUCUUGUGAGCACAGGGAGAUUUGCAAAUGUGUAUGUGGAGGUUGCCUUAAAGUGCUUCUCAAAAGUGUUAAUCUUAAAAAACAGAAUAAUUUAAGCCCUCAGUGCUUACAGAGAAGAUGAAGUACAUUGUACACAACAACAAAGUAAGAGUUAUAUGCAGAAUUUAACCCUGUUCUCCCACCCAUCAACACCUGUGACAUCUGAUGAGUGGGUGGGUGUAGUUUAGGGGAAUUGACCUCUAAUAAUAAUAAUAGUAAUAAUAAUUUAAAUAAUUUAUUAUUUAUACCCCGCCCAUCUGGCUGAGUUUCCCCAGCCACUCUGGGUGGCUCCCAAUCAAGUAUUAAAAACAAUACAGUGUUUUUAAGGCCAAAGUGAACCCCCGACAGGUCAAGAUUGGCCCGCAGGCCAGAGAUUCCCCACCUUUAGUUUAGCAUGAUGUGAAUAAGCCUAGGUAAGUCCUGGGUUUGUGUGUUUCUCCCCAAGUGUAGCCAGAAGGAAGAGUUUGAAAGCUCCCACUUAACCAUAGUUUGUUCUGUUGUCUAAAGCGGGCUUAUUUCGAACAAAACAUACUUAAUGCUAGUGCUACCACAGUUUAUGAGUUCAAGUAAUGUAGAAACUGCAUCAGAGGAGGACAGGGUUGUGUUGAUCCCCAGACUCACUUACGCUUGUGCCACAAAACCAUGGUUUUAUCUUUCCUUCAGAAAACUUUCUGUCUUCUGAAUAUUGGUAUAAAGAAUGGACAUCAUAGAAUCAUAGGUUUGGAAGGGAUCCCAAGGGUCGUCUAGUCCAACCCCCUGCAAUAACUUAAUUAUGCUCAGUUUCACAUAAAGGAGCGUGGUUUCCAUCUGUGACUCUGGGGAGUUUUCAUGUUAUGGUAGGGGAGGGUGGAGGAGCUCAUGUGCACAGCCACUAACUAACUCUUCAUGGUUCACCCUGACAGUGGCAGGUGCUUUUACAACACACACAUUUUUUCCUUCAGCUCCAAGUUACAGAAGAGGCUUUCUUCCUGCUGCUGUCAGCUGUUCAGUUCUUACCCCUGCUGUCUGAGUGUCUUCAACAGCUUACCACUGUGAUUCUGCACAUUGUCCAUUUUGCAUGGGCAAGAGUCGAUGUCCAGUCUUGUCAUCACUUAACAUUAUUAUUAUUAACAAUACAGAGAUGUAAUUAAGAAAAAACAAAUCUGCUUGGGUGAUCUGGGAUGGAAGUAGUUGAACCUCAGAAAUGCAUCCUUUCCAGAUCUCUUGGCUAAUAAAAGUAACUGACUCUUUUGCUGACACUGAUAUAAUUAAUGCGCUAGCUUUUUCUUUUGAGCCUGAAGAAGAGCCAGGAAGUAGAGGAGAAAGUGAGUUUGGUGUGCAGGUGGAAAAUAAUUCCCUUUUGCAAUGAAUGAUUUAUUCCUUUGCCUAUUCUGCUAGUUGAAUGAGACACUUCCAUACACCACCAGAUUUAAGGGGUACUUAACCACCCGCUGUUGACUGCCAAUCCCAUUAUCAAUAAAAUGAGAUUCUUUGCAUCCAUUGUGAAAGCCAAGUGGAUGGGAUAGCUGGGGCCAGGAGUCUGUCCUUUGCAAAAGACAAAAAAUAUCACCUGGUUGCUUGCUUGGACUCAUUGCCAUCAGUAAAUAAACUUUUUUGCAACAGAAUUGAUCUAGGAAUAUAACUUGAGACUAAAUCUUGGCUCUUCAAGGAUAGUUGUCAAGCAUGCUGACGUGGUUGUCCACGUGUUGGAAAAAGUGUGUGUUAAUACGCAUUGCUCAACUAUGCUGUGGAAAACAUUCCUUCCCAUCAAGCAAUCUUAACUGUCAUCCAAGAAUGAAUAAGCUUUCAUUGUUACAGCCUGUCGGUUCCAGACACGUUUCAAUUUGCGGUUUGUUCCCUGCCUUCUAACUGUUGGAAAGCAUCACAUUUCUUGAAGCUUCCAGUUGCUGAAAAGAGGAAUGCUUUGCUCACUUGCGUCGCCUCCCACGCCAACAGUCCUGCUUUCUCCUGUUGGCCUUUAUCCUCUUUAGUAGGAGUCACAUGUGUAGCAUGCCGUGUCCCGGGGAAAAGCAUUCUGAUUUGUGCUAGGCAGUUGUGUGUUGGCUUUCAGUAAGAAGCAACAUGAUCCUGGGGACAGUUCUUCUUCACUCAAGCAGUUUUGGCAAAGAGAAUGCUGAGCCACUGUGUUCCUUUUCUGAGGAGGCUUCAAAACCAAUUUUAUCUGAUUUGAGAGGUAUGUUUGGAAGGCAGUAACUGCAUAUGACUGUACUUCACCUCCGUAAGAACUGGAGACUUAAGUUGCUCUGGUUCUUGGAAUUAACACUGUGUGGGGUUUGAUUUUUAGAUUCCCGUCUUUGGGGGUGCUAACAGGCUGCUUUUGCUUGAUGUUUGUGUUAGGGUGAGAAGUAAUCUCCAGCCGAUUGGAGACUCAUAUUGGAGGAUGCAUAAGGAAUGAGGAAACUGGGAAAGCACAGCCUGUUCACAAUAAAAAAGGAUGUAACUUGGCGAGGCAACUGAUGAGGGAAUUGCAUUUCCCCCCACUGUGAUAUGCUGUUGUAAGCAGACAGCUGGUUUUUAUCUCUAAUCUUUUGUGGGAGUUGGAUUUCUUCAUUGCCUUACUGUGGCUGAUGAAAGCAAUGCGUGCAUGCCCUCUUGCUAACAUUAUCAUUAAUGCAGGGGAGCGGUUUAGCUCCUCAGUUGUGGAUAGCAUGAACAUUCCUGAAAGUAAUACCUAAAAAUCAGCUAUAAGAAUGCUGCUCUUACGAAUGCAUUCAAAUGGUAGUUUUAAGCACUUCUAUUCCCUCAAAUUCUUGAUCAUGACGCUGCAUAGGAUUAGAAAUGGCUUUUUGUGAGCAGUGUUGCUUCACACUCUGAAACAAGCAGCAGCAGCUGGCAUGCUGCUGCCCCAGCUUCCUUUUGGGCUUCAUACCUUGCUUUCAUGUGUUCUUCUGUGGCAGAGCUGAACAUGACUAGGCUAUAAGAGGCUUGCCGGUGCUGGUUUGCUCUAGUCCAGAGCUAGUUCUUGAUACUGGGAGCUCUGAAUGGAGAUUGGCUCUGUGCCUCUUUUGCAUCAGUGCUGAUGCUUCUUUCCUUCAUCCAUCACAUCUCUUCACUGUUUCUUGCUGCUACCACCAUCAGAGGAAUUGAGGUGUUUGCUGAGCAAUCUUUCCAUUAGGUUCAUCUUCAACAAAUGUCUUGUUCAACUCGCGAAUGAGCUGCCUGACCUUGGCUGAGUGUGUCUGCCUUCAUGUUCUGCUCUUACUUGAGGGCGGUGGUUUUCAACCAGUGUGCUGCCGCACCCUGGGGUGCCUUGAAUGAUGGUCAGGGGUGCCACGGGCAACACUGGUCUCUGUCCCUCUUUCCUUCCCUCCCAGCUCUGAUGCCCUCUCGCAUCUCUCCCUCCCAAGGCUUGCACAGCUGUUUGUUGCAGCAGUCCUGGCCACAAGCUGUGCAGGCAAAUGGUGCCUCUGGGGCUGGUCAGAGGGUGCUGGUUGCCAGGAGUUGAGGCAGUCUCUGAGUAAGCAAGCAGGUAGGUGAGGGAGCCCAGCUGACCAGUCUGUCAGCCCUUCCUGUUGGGAAUGGAUAGACAAGUCCCAGGCCCCUGUGGGGCAGUUUGAGGAAGUACCUCUCUUUGAGGUGGGCAGCUCAGAGACCAGGGGUGGCGGCAGCGGCUGCCCAGAGACCAGGGGUGGCGGUAGCGGCUGCCCAGAGGACUCCCAAGGAGAGGGGAGAGGAGGCCAAGGGAACACUUUGCAUGGAAGGGUGUUCAGAAAAGGGUGAGAGGCUGCCAGCUCUGCAGGCAAGGGGUGACAUAACUGGGCUCCUGAGCCCCAUGGGGGUGCCGCAGAAAGAAUGUAGUUGGUCAAGGGGGCCGUGGACUCAAAAAGGUUGAAAAUCUCUGCUUUAGAGUGUUUUCACUUACAUGGCAGUUGAAUGUUUUUGCUGUGGUGCCUGAUUUAGCCAUACAGUUGUACCUUGGUUUUUGAACAGCUUAGUUCUCGAACGUUUUGGCUCCUGAACGCCACAAACCCAGAAGUGAGUGUUCCGGUUUGCGAAUUAUUUUUGGAAGCCGAACAUGCGACUGGGCUUCUGCAGCUUCCAAUUGGCUGCAGGAGUUUCCUACAGCCAAUCAGAAGCCACACUUUGGUUUCUGAACAUUUUGGAAGUCGAGCGGACUUCUAGAACGGAUUCCAUUUGACUUCCAAGGUAUGAUGUACCUGUAUAUCAAAUGGGGCUGCUUGUUUACUUAUUUUUAUUUUAAUUAUUUUAGCCCCAUCAAUGUACAUGGGGCUUUAGCAUACAGUACAGUAUGACAGAUCCCUACUUAAAGGAUUUGCAAUAUUUUUAUUUUGUUCAAAUUGACAAAAGAUCAACUGUAGCUAUAAAGGGGGGGGGGGAAUCUGUGUCUAAUCUGGUUCAAAGCUGUACUUCCCUUUGAACUUGAAAUUUAAAUUGAUGGUUUAAGAGGUUCAGGCCUUAAAGGAAAGGGAGAGCUGAAGCUUGCUUUGCCCAGCAAGAAAUUUGGGGAGCUUGGCAUAUCAGUAAUGAAACAGUUCUGAGGUUGUGUUUAUGGUCUCAUCAACCAAUGCGUUGGCUUAGAUUAUUGCCUUUUAAAGUAUACAAUCACGGAGAGUAUUUCUCGAAAUAUAAAUCGCCCCCCCCCCCAUUUCUUCUUGACCUGUUUGAAUUAAAUCCCUCUCCAUAUGCUGUAAAUGCUUGCUGCUGGCAUCCAUUUGUCUCCAAAGACAAUGGAGUGCACCUCUGGGGGCAAAGCCAAUCUGCGGGAGAAUCACAGCACUUGCUGGGGCUACAGAGACUGGUAACUCAUAACUGUUGCAUACUGUGUUGUUUUUGUUGCAUUAGCAGCAGUAAAGUGACCUCUCCAGGGUGCAUGCCUGAGCAGUAUCUAUGGAGGUCCUGGGCUGCCUCGCUGAUGUGGUCAAAAUAAAAGCAGAGCAAUACAUUUGGCACCAGCUUGGCUGCAUGCUGUAAAUGACACUUUUCUUACCGCCUUACCUGGACUUGUGGUCAUGUGACCUCAGGAGACGUAAUAGGUAGGAUUGUGGCUACUUUGCCAAUUGCCUGAAGCUCUGCUCAGUUAGCUCUUUGGUGCCUGCUUUGUUAUUUGGCAAAGGCAACUUAUCCAGCUGGCAAAGAAGGCAAGUGCCCCAGGCAGGGGAUUUUAAGUGCUCUUAAGGGUAGCAGAACAGGAGAAAUGUGAUCCACGGGCCCCAGCUCUUAUCCAUUUCCCUGGGGCUUGUGCACGAUAAUUUCCUACCAAGUCAUGCUUCAUAUUAGUGAGCAGAGGAGGUGUCCUUUACAUUCUUUUGCUUCAAGCACCAAAAUCUCUUGCAUUACUAUUGUUGCUGAGUUACACUUAAAAAUAUUUGUUUCCAUUUGCUGCUCAGGACCAAAUUCAGUGUGUCGUUGGAUUUUAAAUAUGAAUACUAAACAGACAUAUUCUUUCUUUUUCCUCAGAGGCUCUGCACCGCCCCUAUGGUUGUGACACAGAACCCCAGGCACUGAAUGAAGCCAUCAGGUGGAGCUCCAAGGAGAACCUCUUAGGAACCACUGAGAGCGACCCCAAUCUUUUUGUUGCACUUUAUGAUUUUGUAGCAAGUGGUGACAACACACUGAGCAUCACCAAAGGUAAGCCAAACCAUCUUCUGGGGAGGGGAUGCAUUGCAAAGAUGUAUGAUCUUGUUCUGACUCUGGGGCAGCAGUACAGUGGUGCUCCUAUGGAGACUGAGAUGUUGCUGUUGCUGUAAGAGAGAAGUAAGAGAGAAGAGUCUGUAGCACUAGGAACAAUAUACAAGGUGGCUUCGCUACACUUCUUCUGGCACACUUACAAACCACACGCAAACAUGCUCCUUUCUCUCACACCUCUCCCUCUCUGUCCAAGUGCAUUUCUCCCUGUCUCUCGCAGAUCACACAUACAGAAACAAGCCUCCCCACCCCCACCCCCACCCCACAAACCACACAUGCAUCUGUCUCUCCCUCUCUGCCCAGUGCAUUCCUUUCAAUUACACACACACAAAGCAUACUUGAACAACCCCACACACAUUCAGAGAAGCCCCUCCAUGGGCAAAGUAGGUGCCUGCUUCCAGUUCCGUGUGGCCGGCAGAAAUCAGAGGCGAGUGGGGAAGCUGCCCUUCCUCUCCCAUCCACCCUAAACAUCCUUGCAAACUAACCAGAGUACAAAAGCACCAGCUCUCCCAGCUCAAGCAACUGCUCUGCACUGCUGUCUCAUUUCCAGAGGGAGGGGAGCAAGGAAGCAUAACUGGAAAGCAGUGGUGCCAAACGGAACUAAGGGAGUGACACUGCCACCUGGUUUUCCCAGUCAAGGCUCCUGUGCCUUCGAUAGCUGCAUGCAGAAAUUAAGAAUCCCAUAUCAGGAAAAUAGCUAGGGAGAAAAGCUGACACUCCCUAUUUUUGUUUUUGUUUGUAUUUGUAAUUUUUAACUUCCAUACUUUGUAAUGUUUUAUUUGAUGCUUAGAAGUGUGGUUUUUUGGGGGGGGUGGGAUAUAAAGAGGUAGGGUUUUUUAUGGAAAUGUAAAGUGGUAUAGAAAUGAUGUAAAAAAAAGAAAUUACUUGAGGAUUGCUGUGCCUGCAGGAACCACAGAUGACCUUCGCAUGUGCCAGACUGGUGACCCCCAAAUUUCUGCCUUGUGGCCAUACCUCUUCAAAUAUCUGCUAAAGUUUGUCCUGAAUACUGUUCCUACAACCAGUUAUAUAAAGGACAAAUAUGUAUGACGUCUUCAGUCAUGUUUAAACCACAAGGACAGAUGCGUUUCUUAGUUAGGGUAAAAAAAAUUUGACAGAAAGGAUUAAGCUGCCCAGUCCCCUGAGAAGACAGGAAAUUGUUAAUAAACUUUUUGCUCCUCCCACAUCCGUGCUGGACAGACUCCAGUUUAUUUCCUGUCUCUAGCCUGAGCAGGUGGCCUUUCUUGAGUACUUUGUUCCGUCAUUCCUCAUUUUUUGGCAGGGCAGAUGAAAUAUGAUCAAUCACACUUGACCCACUUGGAAUUUUCUCCUCUUGUGCUUCAGGUGAGAAGCUACGUGUACUGGGCUACAACCAGAACGGUGAAUGGAGUGAAGUACGGUCCAAGAAUGGUCAAGGGUGGGUUCCGAGUAACUACAUCACCCCAGUGAACAGCCUGGAGAAGCAUUCCUGGUAUCAUGGGCCAGUGUCACGCAGUGCAGCUGAGUAUCUGCUGAGCAGCCUCAUUAAUGGCAGCUUCCUAGUUCGGGAAAGUGAGAGCAGCCCGGGGCAACUGUCCAUCUCACUCAGGUACGAGGGCCGUGUUUACCACUACAGGAUCAAUACCACCACGGAUGGCAAGGUAAAUCCUCAAGGGAAACCCAUUCUUUUUAUAAAAAAGGUUCCGCCUUCAUUGCUGUUUGAAGUAAAGGCACCUGGAAACAGCCAGUUGCCGUUGCUUUAAGCGAAAGAUUCGCAUAGAUACUUUGCACUGUGAUGCCAGACCUUACCCAGCAAGUGCUGUGUUGAUGGGUCUCUGCUUGCCCACUUGCUCCAUGCUAGGAACAGCAGACGCCAUGCAUGGGUCCCCGGAAUGUCUGUGUUAAGCCACUGCUCAGCGUUCGCUAUGAAUGUGAACGCUCAUAGUUCCUCAGAUCAUGCCCUGGAACACAGAAGGGAUAGGAAACCUUCAGCACAUAGGCCUAAAUAGGCCCACCACACGUCCCCAUUGGGCCUGUGAGGCUUUCAUCUAGUCCAACUCACCUGCCCUACACUCAACAUUAUAGAUGAUGUCGUCAAACAUGGCUUGGGUGAAAAGGGCUUUAUCAGCAGUGCCUGCAUUCAUCCUUUCUGCCUAGGCAUCUCAAACCAUGUGGGCAAAAGCUGGUCACCCGAUGUCAUUGUGGUGUCAGGUGAUGGAGAGAAGGGUGGCACACCUGUCAUACUUGUCCCAUGGAGGGGGGGUGUGUGGAGAUAAGGAUCUGGCCACUGGACAGGUCCAGUGCUCCACAAGGGACGUGGGUGGCGCUGUGGUCUAAACCACUGAGCCUCUUGGGCAUGCCGAUCGGAAUUUCGGCGCUUCGAAUCUGCAUGACGGUGGUGAGCUCCUGUUGGUCCUGUUGAGAGCCAGUGUGGUGUAGUGGUUAAGAGCGGUAGUCUCGUAAUCUGGGGAACCGGGUUCACUUCCCCACUGCUCCACAUGCAGCUGCUGGGUGACCUUGGGCCAGUCACACUUCUUUGAAGUCUCUCAGCCUCACUCACCUCACAGAGUGUUUGUUGUGGGGGAGGAAGGGAAAGGAGAAUGUUAGCCGCUUUGAGACUCCUUAAAGGGAGUGAAAGACGGGAUAUCAAAUCCAAACUCUUCUUCUUCUUCUUCUUGGUCUGUCCCAGCUUCUGCCAGCCUAGCAGUUCGAAAGCACACCAAUGCAAGUAGAUAAAUAGGUACCGCUGCAGCGGGAAGUGCUCUGGCACUUGUCACAGUGUCCUCUUGCACCAGAAGCAGUUUAGUCCUGCUGGCCACAUGAUCCAGAAUGCUGUCUGUGCCCAAACACCUUACUAGUUCCCCACUCCUGCUCUGGAGGAUGCUCAAGCAAUGUGUAGAUGAGGGUAGCCAUUGUUGUGUCUGUGGACAAACACUGGCUCCCUCGGCCUGAAAGUGAGAUGAGCACCGCAACCCCAUAGUCGCCUUUGACUGGACUUAACCGUCCAGGGAUCCUUUACCUUUACCUUUUUUACCUCUAAGUGUUUUUGGACCACAUCUCCCAUUAGCCCCAGCCAACAUUGCCAAUGGUCAGGAAUGAUGGGGUUUUUAACACAGCAAUAUCUGUGUUAGCCACCCCUGCUAAAUGGUAACUAAAAAAUUACAGUGCAGUUGGAUAUUAAGCUGAAUGUUGAUCUCCUUGUUAACAAAUGUGGCCUGUACUACUAUGCUGGGAGAAGCACAGUCGAACUUGUUUAUAUUCCACUCCAUUCCAGGAAAUAAUAUAGCCUUGAUAAUAGUAGAAUGACUCUAAUUUAUUUCUAUAAUGUUGUCUCAAGAAGCCAUAGCGAAGCUCACUGGGUGGUGGCCUUGGGCCUAACCUACCUCACAGGGUUGUUGUGAGGAUGAAAUAGAGGGGAGGAGAACAAUGUACACCACCUUGAGCUCCUCGGAAGAAAAAGAUGGUAUAUAAAUGCAAUAAUUUUUUUUAAAAAUAGAUUUUUUUAAAAAAGCAUAAUUUUAUUAAUCUAGAUUUCCAAGAGAGCCUACAAAAGAGAACCACAAAACAGAUCAAAAACAUCAGAAACAAAAGCAGUUAUUGUAGCAACAGUAAAAAUACAAAAGGCUGUAGAUAUAAAAUCAAUUAAAAUCCUGGGCAAUUUUUUUUUAAUGCCUAAAACGUGGCUCUCCAGGCAACUCACUCCGAUGGCGGCAUAUAAGUAACAGUAAUUCUUAUUAAGAAAGUCUAAAUUGAUCUUAGGAAAUGGAAGGAUUUUUUAGUCUUUCACGUGUUAGUUUGCUGCUUGAUUUUAUGAAUUUUUGCACCAUUCUUUCACUUGGUGUGGAAGACAGUGAAAUCUGAAGCAAGGGAGAACAAAGACAUCAGAGGCUAUGUGAUUCUGAAGUCUUUCCCACCGUAUUACUGGAGCAAUAUAUUUGGCAGACUCUUACAUUGCAUAUUUGGACCAAAUACUUAAAAGAUGCUCUUCAUGCUGCAACUUUUAAAAGUACUUUUCCAGGGUCAAAUCCUCAGCAUAUUGGUUUUUUAGUAAUCCAGCUAGACACAGCAGCAGACAUCAUUGCUUACCGAACUGCCUUUGAAUCUUGUAUCUGAGAGAUUUGCAGUGGAGUGAUUUGACUAUAACAAUCUUACAGUAAAACAUUUUAAAGGACAUUUCUCUGAUCAUUCUUAAAUGAGAAAAUAUUUCAUAAGAGGAUUUUUGUGUUUUCUUACCUUCCCAUUUUUCUAUUUCAUGCUUCUGGGGAAACCCGAGAUUUCCUCCCCGGCCCCUUUCUGGACAUUCACAUCUUCUUCCUUCUUGUCCGGUUCAUACCAGCUCUUCAUUCCCUCUUUAACAGGUGUAUGUGACAGCCGAAAGCCGUUUCAAUACUCUGGCGGAGCUAGUUCACCAUCACUCGACAGUAGCUGAUGGCCUGGUGACAACCUUGCACUACCCAGCACCAAAGUGCAAUAAGCCCACAGUCUAUGGAGUCUCCCCCAUCCAUGAUAAGUGGGAGAUGGAGCGGACUGAUAUCACUAUGAAGCACAAACUUGGUGGAGGACAGUAUGGAGAAGUGUAUGUUGGGGUAUGGAAGAAAUACAAUCUCACAGUUGCUGUGAAAACACUCAAGGUAUGUUGCUAAGGAGUUGUAUUUAUAUUUUAAACCUCGUUUGAUCAGUUUUUAUACUUAUACAGUGGUGCCUCGCAAGACGAAAUUAAUUCGUUCUGCGAGUUUUUUCGUCUUGCGAAGCACGGUUUCCCAAAGUCUUCAAAAUCACCAAAGUCUUCAAAAACCUCAAAAAAGGCUACCACACCGCAUGCUAUGAGUUGCUCCUCGAAGUCACCCUGGGUAUUAACAGUUUUAAGAAAAAGGAAACAAACUUGCAAGAUGUUUUCAUUUUUCGUCUUGCGAAGCAAGCCCAUAGGGAAAUUCGUCUUGCGAAGCAACUCAAAAAACGAAAAACUCUUUCGUCUUGCGCGUUUUUCGUCUUGCGAGGCAUUCGUCUUGCGAGGCACCACUGUAAGUCACUUAUAAGCCAGUUUUGGCAUCAAGCAGCUGUUGACAUCCGUCUGUCUCAAGAGACAAUGGAGUGCCCCUCCAGGGGUGAAAUCAAACCAUGUUGUUUCUUCUGCAUCAGCCGCACCAAAGUGACCUCCCCAAGGCACAAGACUGGGCAGUGUGCCUGGAGGUCCCAGGCUGCCCAGACGACAAGACCCCCCUCUCAGCCUCACUGAUGUGGUCCAAAGGAAAUCAGAGUGAUACGUUUGGCACCAGAUUGGUUGCAGGAGGUGCCAGAAGGAGACAUACAAGGCGCCAUCCAACUGCUUAGAGAGACCACUCCGGAUUUGUGUAGGGUCCUUAGCCCUUUCUUCUCCCAGAGAUACCUUGCAAGACAGCGGAUGUUUAGGCUCAGAGUUUUCCUUCUCCUAGAUGGGCUACCUUCCCAGAUUGACGAGCACCAUUGGCCCAUCACUUCUGCAGAAACCACCCUUUUGACUGCUGGACCCACUCUUGAUCUCAUUCACUCAAUCUGGCAGAGCCUGUUAGGUGAAGUCCCUAACCCACCGAGGGUUUGGGAUACAUGGGCUACCCUCAUCUGGUUUAGCUGACUAGACAAAGCUGUUCCCGGGGUGUGGCCCGUUGUUGCAUGCUGAAAGCUUCUUGGAGCCACAGAUGAGCUGAAUGCAGGGUGGGGACCAAAGGUGCACAAACCACCCUAUGUGUCCCCCACCAGAGGUCCUGCCCAUCUCCUAACACCCCAUCAUGCAGUAUAUUAAAUAAAUAGAGAGUUAGUGUUAUUUGAAGGUCUGCCUGCACCCACAUGAGAUCACCCAUGGAGGCCCCGGAACUCACAGUUGGUGGGUACGAGACAGGGCCUUCUCAGUGGUGUUGCUAUCGUGAAACUCCCUUCCAUGGGAAAUAUACUUGCUUCCUUGUUAUACAAACUGUAAGAUAUUAGCUGUUUACACCUGCUUUUAGCGGAUUAAUUUCAGGCUGGUCUAGGCUUUCAGGUAUAAUUUAAUCAGAUUAAUAUUUUUGGUUAGGGUUUGCUUUCUGUUUUACUGCUGGUUUUUAGAUUGAAUUGUUGUAUUUUUGAGUCUCUGUGUUCUUUUCAAUUUGUUUUGUGAUGUUUUGUACAAAUACCUGCAUUACUAAUCCUACCUCAAAGCUUUGUGUGACAAGUUAGCAAACAUUUUCAGUAACUUGAAUCACACCUUUUAAAUUGCAUUCCCUUUUAAUUGUUGUUUACUCUUCUACAGUUGUGUUCCUUUUUUUGGCAAAUGCCAUUGAAGUCUAUUCCAUAAUUUCUAUUUAAAUUAAUUGCAGUUGUUUUCACUUUCAGGAAGAUACAAUGGAAGUGGAGGAAUUCUUGAAAGAAGCUUCUGUUAUGAAGGAAAUCAAGCAUCCAAAUUUGGUGCAGUUAUUAGGUAAAUGCACUAAUAUGACCAUACAGUAAUGUGUUUUGCUUUCCGUUUUAGUUCAUUCACAGUAAUACUGUUGUGCUAAACAAACCUGCCCUUCAAGAACAGUUGGAGUGUGCCUUCCAAAUUCUGUUUACUUUGGCAAGUUUGAACAAAGCUCUAAGUGUGUAAAACCUACAUUUUGUAAGAUUGUACCUGUCUUACCCAUUGGGUAUAACUACCUUGUCUCUGGACGGCCGUGCGCUGGAAAUAAUAUUGCCAUUCUGGCUAUGCGCCUAAAGCAAAACACACAUGGGUCCAAACAUUGUAGUUGUAUUUUAUGUGAGCUAAUUGCCUCCCAGAGAUGUGUGGGGUAGGGAGAGAAUGGAGCAACUUCGUCCCCCCCCUUUUUUUAAAACUUCCUGAGAACAUUAAAAUGUUUCCAGUGGAAAAAUUGGAAACCUGGAAGGGCACUAGAAAAAAAUCCUGUGCCUUAUUUUCUUUUCUGGAAUGAGUGAAAUGCUUUGUAGUGCAAAGCUCUACACAUUUUGAGUGAGUGAUAUGACAAUUUUUUUUAUGUUAGGCAAUUUUCAGAAUUACUGUUAGGCUGUUUCAGAGGAAGCAGAAUCCACAUUGAAAAGGCGCAAGUGAAAUAGGAUUGGGAGCUUGACGGUCCCUUGCCCCCACUUUAUUGUUGUUUUGUUUUGUUUUUGGCAUGCAUAGUCUAGUGACUGCUCCUACAUAAUCUGAAUUCUUCGCAUGUUCUGAUCCAUUAAGUUCUACACUUCCAGUUUUGUAUGUUGAUAUUUCUCACAGUUCUUGUGAUUUACAUUGCCAUAGUAAGGCAAAAUGCAGAAAUGCUGGGAAUGCAAAGAACUUCAACGAUCAGUACUGCACCCCUUAUGAAACAGAUGCUUGUGUGGUAGGGCUUGUAUGUCACAUUCCACUUCUGGGCCAAGGAAUUUUGUCUCCACUGAGACACAAUGAUCCAUUCUAGAACUGAGUUUUUAAAUGGCUUGUAUAGUGUUGCAAAGUACUCUAUAGUCUUGUUUACCAUAGAACAACUGGAGAGAUCACGAUUGUUCCCACUUUAUAUAAGGAGAACUGGGGUGAGGUCAUAGUGAUGUAUUCAUGGUCUCAGACAACCAGUGAUCAUCCAUCCUAAGACCUUGCAAUUGUGUAUAGUUCCUUGCAGGAUGAAGUGUCAAACUAAAUGGAUACCAGGUGGUGGCAAUAUGGACAACUGAAGUUCUUUGAACAAUGAAAAUGGUCAGAUCCGUACUUCACCUAGCCCAGUAUUGUCUCUUCUGACUUCAGUGAAUCUCCAGGGUCUUGGGGAGAGGUUUUCCCCAGUGCUCCAUGUAGCGUGAUUGAACUUGGAACAUGUGCUCUGUCACUGGCCUAUGUCUUUAUUGAAUCCCUUCCUCUCCAGCUCAGUUUCAGAGUUUUCAUUGUUAGGGUGAAUGCGAUAUCUGGUUCUGCAUACUAGCUUACUGCACAGGAAUGAGUUCACUGUGUCCCCAGUUCAAAUGGUGUUUAUCUUCAUCUAGGUCCUUAGCUGCUGAGAUCAAGUUUAGUUAGUUUUUGAGUUGGAGAUAAUUUUUAUUCCAUUAGCAAUAGAGAAGUUGCAUUUUAAUGUGUCUGUGGGAUUAGUGGAUCAUGCUAGAUGUGACCUUGUUGCAACCAGUUGUGGUGACUUCUUUGUGGAUGAAAAUGGCAGGACAUUCCUGCAGUGGAAGGAAGGAAGGAAGGAAGGAAGGAAGGAAGGAAGGAAGGAAGGACAAAGCCUGUUUGUCUAUUUGUUUGUUUUCCGCUUUACUGCAGUCCCAAUUCUGAACCAGAGGCACUGCAUAGUCACUGCAUAGGAACAGCCGUCAGCAUAAUAUCCAUUCCCUGAGUGAGGAAGCUUUUGAUUCUGGAAAAAUCCUCCAUGUUUGCCUCCUCUGUCAAGCUUAGUGCCACUUUAACCAUGUUUCUUUUUAUUUCCUUGGCUGAUUAUUUCCUUGUUCUGUUUAUCCAAAUCCUAUUGUAUGGAAAUCCUUCCCUAUGACACUGUGGAAAUAGGAAAAUCAGUGCUUACCUUGGAAACUUGAACAUAACCACACACACCCCACACACCUUAUCUUAAUACUACCUGCUGUUCCAGCAUUUUGGGGACUCUCUGCUUCAGUCACAUUAGAAGAUUGUACCUACAAUAAGAGAUAAACCUUACCAGACUCUACCAUCCUCCUGCCAGGUGUGUGUACUCUGGAACCCCCGUUUUAUAUAGUGACAGAAUACAUGCCGUAUGGGAACCUGCUGGAUUACUUGCGGGAGUGCAAUCGGGAGGAAGUAACUGCUGUUGUCCUGCUGUAUAUGGCUACCCAGAUAUCCUCUGCCAUGGAAUACCUGGAGAAGAAAAACUUCAUCCACAGGUUAGCAGAAUGUCUUGACUUCUGUAAAAGGAGGGUGCGAGUGUGGGUCUGGGUGACCUUCCAUGAGGAACUUUGAUAAGAUCUGAUUAUAUGCUUUUAAGGAGAACUCUUGCAAGUCCUGCUCAUGAGGCAAUUGCCUCCUUAACAGAAUAGCUUUGGGCCAGCUCUUCUCUCUAGACAGAGCUUAAUAUAUUUCAGGUUUUCUAAACAAUCCUGAGCUUCUAGCUUUCAUGUGAGGGGAAACAUAGCAAGUUUCCUCUGAGAAAAAAAAGUUUAAAAUGUUAAAUAUCUCAAUUAAAUAUUUGAAGGCUCAGACAAGAACACUUUGGGCAGCAGCGGUGAAUAAUUUGUUACCUACGCAGCUCAGUGUCUCUCCUGUGAUCAUACCGUCCCCCCCCCAAAAAAAGAAUUCUUCACGUCCCAUUUUCUUGACUCCUGUAUCUUUCGUCACUUAAGUCCUUGCAUGGAAAUGUAAAUCCUGGUAUGGCAGGACACUAGAGUAAAAUCAAGGAAAUUUACUGUAGUACUCAUAUUUUCUUGUUGUGUUUCAGUUUUGCCUCUCCUAUGAAUUGAUUUGCAUAUGCUUUUGUCCAAUAGCUGUAUCUCAUCUGUUCUUGCUUUGGUGUUUUAAGAGUUCCAUGAGUCCCUCAGAGAAUAGCGACUACAGUUUGUAUUCUGAAAGGGCCUUUGUUUUGGGGUACAUUCUUCUAUUGCAGUAGACUGUCGUCUGUCAUCCAAAUUGCUGCCUUGUUUGGCAUGUUCAAGAGGCAUGAAUUUGGAAACUAAGCCUCUUUAGACCAGAAUCAAAUAGUAUUCAAAUACCUUUCUAUUUCCCUGUUCUCUGAUUUGAAUUUCAAAGCUUCACAUAAGAUGAUUGCUCAGCAUGAUAGCAUAGUAAGAUUUACUGCGCUCAGCGGAGACUGUCACUGGCUGUUUAGUAGCAACCAGAAGCUGAUUUACUGUAGCCCAUUUUCAUGCUUGCAGUGUACUUAAUUAAAAGUGUUCCAUGUCAAAGGAGGGAGUGCCAUUUAUCUUAGCAGAAGCUUUGGCCUUGUUGCAAAGAGUACAACUUGGUUACAGUGCUUCAGUGCUCUAAAGAAGUGAAAUAAUGAGGCACAAAUACAGACUUUGCACAGCUCACAUUCUUUACCACCUCUCCCCAGCUGUGGAUUCUGCAUUCAAAAUAAACUAUGCAAAUUUAUAGCACGCAAUUUGCACAGCAUCCUUGUCUUCAUUUUGAUUGCUUGAGAGACCACAGUGAAUAUGUUACCGAUGCAUCCCUGGGUGUUAUAAAACAUGGAGGCGAACAGAGAACAAGCAUGCCAGGCACCAAAGCUGUACCUUUCAAAUGCUGAAGCAUUGAUCAAGCUCCACAUGUUAGUAAACAGACCUCUAGAACCACAAAGGCUAAAUAUGUUCCUGUGCACCCAGUGACAACCAGUUUUGAGCUGUAAAAUCAUAUUCACUUAUCUGUGCCAGAAGGUUUAGGGUGAAUCUUGAUGGCACCAGAGGUCGUCAUUCUGCAGUGUCUUUGUUUACACAGAGAUCUAGCAGCUCGCAAUUGUCUGGUUGGAGAAAACCACGUGGUGAAAGUGGCUGACUUUGGAUUAAGCAGAUUGAUGACUGGAGACACUUACACAGCUCACGCUGGAGCAAAGUUUCCUAUCAAAUGGACAGCCCCAGAGAGUCUGGCCUACAACACAUUCUCAAUCAAAUCAGAUGUUUGGGGUAAGAAGGAAGAACAUUGCUCUUAUGCAUGGAGUUCCUGUGUACAUUUAAAUGUGGGUUGCUCUGGUAUUCUUAGAAUGAGCUCUAAUCUAAUACAGCUAGAAAUGUAUUUUGCCCGAAACCUCAUAGUCAGGUUGUAGAGAACUGUUGACACCACCUAAAGGUAAGACCUUUUCGCUUAUGGAGCACAAGCCAGUGGGGUAGCUGGGGCUGUCACAAAGAACAUUGUAACAUUGAAGUACCUCUUAUCUCUUAAAAAUCAUAAACCUAAUUUUUCUUAUGGGUGGGAAACCUUUCUACCACAUUUUGAUUAAAAUCUGUCUGCCAGUGGCUAGUGAAAAUUACUUUGUGGCUGUCCCUGCAAUAUAACCUGAAUUUGAGGCUUAAGAACCUACAGUGGUACCUCUGGAUGUGAACGGGAUCUGUUCCGGAGCCCCGUUUGCAUCCUGAAGCGAACGCAACCCUCGUGUGUGCGGGUCGUGAUUAGCCAUUUCUGUGCACGCUCGUAACGUCAUUUUGACCUUCUGCGCGUGCGCGUGCGCGAGUUGCGAAACCCGGAACUAACGCGUUCCGUUACUUCCGGGUCACCGCGGAGCAUAACCUGAAAACGCUCAACCUGAAGCAACUUCAACCCGAGGUAUGACUGUACUCUGAUUAAUUUAGAUUGCCACAUCAAAGAACAACAGCCCCAAAUCCUACAAACUUUGCUCGGCGUGCAAUUUCCCUCUACUUUGUAAGUAGUAGUUCUAAAGAAGCUGCUUUUUGCCACAGUUUAGGAAACACUGGUUAAUGGUCAUGAACUGUUCUUCCUUGGAGGUAUUUAAGCAGAGGUUGGGAUUCCAGCAUUGCAGGGGGUUGAUGACCCUUGGGAGCCCUUCCAACUCUACAAUUCUGUGAUUCCAUGAAAUGACAGGACUAUCAGGUUAAAAUUGACUUUGUUUAACUUGCAGCCUUUGGAGUCUUGUUGUGGGAGAUUGCCACCUAUGGAAUGUCACCUUACCCUGGCAUUGACCUCUCUCAGGUUUAUGAUCUACUGGAGAAAGGCUACCGGAUGGAACAGCCUGAAGGUUGCCCCCCAAAAGUCUACGAACUCAUGAGAGCAUGUGAGUAUUGCGUUCUCAUCUUUACUUUUAGUAACAAAACGUAGAUUGAGACAUCGUGAGAACAUGCAGGAGGACUGGCAGUUGUGCUGAUUUGCUAUAACAGACAGGUUGCAUAUAGAGCUGGGAGUAAGUCUGUUGGCAUGCAACCAGUCUCUUGUCCAAAAUGCAAGAGAAUCGUUACCAGCUGACAUCUUAUGUAAAAAAUCAACAGAAGCAAAAGACGGGUCCAUUGACACAAACAUCCGCUGAGGGGUUUGUGCAGACCCCAUGUCACUUAAUACAACAGCAUCAGUGUUGUAUGAAGUAGAAUCUAGGGGAUUUCCAUUAAUUUAUUUGCCUCAUGGUGACACAGGGGGAAACUCUUGAAAAAGACAAUUCUGACAAAAACCAUGGGGUUUGGAUCCAAAGUUGCUUGCGUAAAAGGCCAAAGAAGCAGAGAGCCUUUCUUCUCCUCACUGCAACUUCCUGAGCCCUCCAAAAAGCGUCUCUGGAGAACUGGGAGCCCCUUCGCAGCAAGGACUGUAGUAGGGUGGGAGGAAUUGCCAAAAAAACCACCAGGCAUUCCUCAUUAUUCUUUUCAACUUUUGUAAAGUUAAACACAAACAACAAAUGAAAUUUCUUUGUAACCAAGCAUGUAGACCUCUGGAUAUUUUUCAACUUGCAGAACACCAAGACUCUGGCGACUGCUCUAAAUUCCGAGGCACCAGUAACUUGCCUUUUAGGCGUACAGUACUGUGUCCAGGGACGCAGUUGGCGUUGUGGUCUAAACCACUGAGCCUAGGGCUUGCCGAUCGGAAGGUCGGCGGUUCGAAUCCCCACGACGGGGUGAGCUCCCAUUGCUCUGCCCCAGCUCCUGCCAACCUAGCAGUUCAAAAUCAUGUCAAAGUGCAAGUAGAUAAAUAGGUACCACUCUGGCGGGAAGGUAAACGGCAUUUCCGUGCACUGCUCUGGUUCUCCAGAAGUGGCUUAGUCAUGCUGGCCACAUGACCCGGAAGCUGUACACCACCUCCCUCGACCAGUAAAGCAAGAUGAGCACCGCAACCCCAGAGUUGUCCGCGACUGGACCUAAUGGUCAGGGGUCCCUUUACCUUACUGUGUCCAGUAGGGUGCAGUAUUAUGUCUGGUAUUACUUACCAAGCAGGAGACAACAUUUCAGAAGCAAAUGGAAAGGCUGUUUGAUGCCGAUAUGAUUAAGACGUUAAGUCAAGCAAUUAAUAGGGAGGUUGGAGCCUGUUUUGAUCAGAUAUGCUUCCAUUGCCAAGAGAUGUUGAAUUCAGGGUGGUUCGUCACUUUUUAACAAAUACAAUCCAGUUUUCAUAAUACCAGUAAUGGAUUGGGAUUCAGAGGUUUAGGACUUGCAGAAGUCACCAAACAUAGGAUCAUAAAAUCCUGUAUUAUAGAACAUGGUUUCAUUUGCAUGUCAUGCUAAACCAUAAUUUAUUGCAGCAUAGUAAACCUUGGGAUAUGGCCAGGAGGAGGAAUUUAGAAGCUUUUCCUUCUGCUUUGCUUGCCAUGUUGUCAAGACAGAACUUUUUUCUGCUUCUAUCAUGCUUUAGGCUGGAAAUGGAAUCCCCUAGACAGGCCUUCAUUUGCUGAGACUCAUCAAGCCUUUGAAACUAUGUUCCAUGAUUCUAGCAUCAAUGAAGGUGAGAAUCCUUUUUCCUUAUCUUUCAACUUUCUACAAAUGUUUACUUCUAAAACACAUGAUGUUUUCCCUCACCUUUCUAGCAGUUGAGAACUUAUGGGGGCGUUUCUUCAAAUUGACCUCUGGAUUUUUACUGGAAAAUGGAUUCUUAAGUUGUGGUUUGGCGUUGUGAGGAUGAGCAGCUGUAAGCCUCAGGAUCACACCUCUGUGUGCGUGAGGGGAGAAGCUUUAAAACAUCUCACAUUUGUGAACAAAUCAUUUUCCUGUUAACAGCUGAAUAUGGGAAACACUGGUUUAUUUAAACUACUUAGUUCAUAAACCAGAAUAUUAAGUUACAGUCCUGAUGCUGGUUUGAUAGAACUAACUAUGAUUCAGAUAAGCCAGUUUCCUGUAAUGUGGAGACCGGCCAUUUAUUCACAGCCAGAAAUGGAAAAUUUUAAAACUUCAUCCUUCAUGCAUAAAUAAGAGGAAAGCACACACACAGCAACUCAUUCUUUUAACACAAAAUCACGGUUUAUGAUUAAAUCUGCUGGGCCAAAGUAAAAAAAUCUUGGGGUUGGAAGUCGGCGAAAGGAAGAGUUGUGCCACAAAUAAACCCUUUUCUGUUUCUUGUGCAUCAUGCCUUUCUGAAAAAUUCAAUUUCCUGGUGGCUUCAACCUAGCUUUUCUAUCUAAAAUUCUAGUAUUCAUGUUUGCAGAGAUGUGUUUAAACAUGUAGCCAGAAGCUGUGAACAGCUCCACUUUAAGAUCCCAAAUGGAUGUGACAUGUGAUAAGAUCUCCCAUUGUAUUUAGUUUUGCUUAAGAUGAGUCAUAAGCAGGGAGCUAUAAUUGAACCUGCUCAGAGUGCUAUUACACAUGGAUGGAGGUACGUGAUAUGUGCAGAGAACUCUGCAGGAGGAAAUGCAGUUUCCACCGGUACUGCACCUCCGUUUUGUGCUUCUGCAAACCUCUCCACCCGCCUAGCCCCAAGCCUCAUGUGCACAGUGCACACCCAGGGGAAGGGGGGAAUCCCCUUGCAUUAGUGCUGAUCCUUGUGCUAGCACAGAAAUUGAGUUGAAUACUGCCAUUCAUUGAGUAGCUCCUCAGUUUUCCCCUGCAGAGCAUGCACUGAGUUCGGGCAAAAGAGUCCCAGCAGGCCUAGGCCGCCACUCUGGGUGAGCUGACCAUUGUUUUGUAGAAAACCCAGAAGCAACACUGGAAGGAAGCUUGAGGUUACUUGUACUGCUUCUUCCCACACUUCUGAGUCCUGUGCACAUAUCUCUGGGAAGAUGCAGGUUUUCUUUCUGUGACAGAAUGUGCAUCAAGCCAGAGGGAAUAUUCAUAUCUCUUCUUACCUUCCCUGCGUUGCACGGGACGACCCAGAGUAGUCCACACUUUUUCCCACUGCUGCUUCCAUCCUCUGUUCAUUCUCUCCUCUGAUUUCUGUGUACCAGGCAAGAUAGAAAACUUGAGUAAUAGGCACUGUUUGCUUCUUGGGGAAAUCUUACCUCUUGUUUCCUACAACAGUCUAUGUUGCUGUUGUGGCAUUUUGAGACCCUUAGUUAGAACUGACCCCUCUCUAUACUUGAAUUCAGUCUCUUCCUAGAAUCUCUCAGUGAUGUUUCUUUUUCCCUUGUCCAGUGCCUCUCGUUAGCACCCAGGUCUGCUUUCCUCUUCCUUUGCUGCUCUCUGUUCCAACUAUUCCCCUGACGUUUCUUACAGAAGUGGCAGAAGAGCUUGGAAGGACAGCAUCUUCUUCAUCCAUAGUUCCAUAUUUGCCUCGUUUGCCCAUGCUUCCUUCCAAGACCAGGACCUUGAAAAAACAGGCUGAAAACAAAGAGAACAUCGAAGGAGUUCAGGAGGUUGUAGAGCAUUCUGCUUCCAGCUCUGCACCAGGUAUGCUUGGUAAGCAAAAAGCUUUGAGUGCUGUGACUUCAUAAGUGAUUUUUCUAAUAUUCAGACUUGGGCUCCUGUAGGGCAGUGUCUCAAAGAAAGGCCUAGCUGUGGGCUGGAGGCACUUUGCUCUUCUUCUCAGAAUCAGUUCUUUCUUCUGCCUUUGUGGUAGAAGGAAACAGAUUUGUAGCUUCCUACAGGAGUGGCUGGUUUGAGCCAGCUUCAUAGCUGUGUCUCCGCCCCCCAAAUAAUCCAUACCAGAGUGAGCAAAAUGGGUAAACGUUCAGUCGACACUCCAUGGCUGCAGUCCCUGAAAUUUGUCAGAAAACAUAUGUGGGAUUAGCACGGGCAAAAUAGGAUGCAGGUCAUUGCAAGCUAACUUUGCAACGUGAACUGCAAGUGUAAUGCAGGAAGAAGUUAUUCCUUUUCCUACAUAACAAAAUUGAAAAGGCUGUAACACUCCGUUUUGAAAACUUUCUCCAAAUGAGGGCAACUAAGAAUAAGUCACUUUGUAGGUAUAGCUGUAAUUCAUUACUAAAUGUAAGGGUUUUAGCAGCAUAAAUGUGUAAAGUUGUCUUCUUUAUAGAGCCUACCACAAAAGAGGUGAAAUGAAUGUUUCUCAGUACACACAGCUAGGAAGUGCUGACCUAAGAAACGGAUUCUAAGAAAGAACUAUGUGAAAAGGGACUGAUUCUGCUCCAUAGAUGUCUUGGAUUGUCUGAGAACAAAGCAAAUUUAAUAUCUUCCUAGUCUCACUGAAGCUCUUAAGUCAGAAGUAGAGAAUCUCUAACACUCCAUAUGCUGUUGAACUCUCACCAGCUUCAACCAGCAUGCUAAUGGUCAAAUUAUGGAAGCUGUAAUCUGGAAACACCUGGAGAAACAUCCUUGCAGUCUCAGAUGCAGUUUGAUGGGGUGAGGCUGCCCUGCAUUCAGCAGAUGGGCCACUGAUACAGCUCCCAUACUGCUAAGGAGGUAUUACAGGUGUCUUACAGACACCUGUAAGCAUUUCUCUCCUGAAGGACAAAUAGCGUGCAGGCAUGGUUUUAAUUGGGAAAGUAGCAUGGGGGGGGGUGGGCCCUAAAAAUCCUCCUCUUGCACUGUGAUUUGUUUCAGGGGGCUGCAGCUGUUAAUAUAUAUGUUUUUUAAUUCUAGGAGAGCCCAAUCAUGUCUAGUUGCGGCUAGUAAGCAACUAUUUGCAAUAAGCCCACACAUGGGUGAUAUAGUACAUUGCAUAACUUUGUACAGUCAGAAUCCCAACCUUCAUAAAUACCUGGCAGCAUGGUGGAAAGUGUCUGCUCUCUCUCCUUUUCUUUAGGUUUUAUCAGAAGCACACAGCAGACCAGCGGAUCCCCAGCACUACCUCGCAAGCAGAGAGACAAGUCGCCCAGUGGCCUGUUGGAAGACACCCGGGAGACCACCUUCACCCGAGACAGGAAGGGGGGCUUCUUUAGCUCUUUCAUGAAGAAGAAAAAUGCCCCUACGCCCCCAAAGCGCAGCAGCUCUUUCCGCGAGAUGGAGAACCAGCCUCACAAGAAGUAUGAGCUGACGGGUAACCUUUCAGCCGUUGGUCCUCUGCAACACAUUGAUGGGUUUUCUUUUACCGCCUCGCAGCAGGAUGGAAACCUUUGCUCGUCUAAGUGCUAUGUUGGGGGCUUCACGCAGCGGAACUUCUAUGGGGAUGACGGCGGUGGCAGCGGCAGCGGUGGGGGCACAAGUACCGGCAGCGGGUGGUCAGGCAUCACAGGCUUCUUCACGCCACGGCUGAUUAAAAAGACCCUGGGUUUAAGAGCCGGGAGGCCCACCGGUGGGGAGGAAGCGUCAAAGCCUUUCCCCCGGUCCAACUCGACAUCUUCCAUGUCCUCUGGUCUCCCUGAGCAGGAGAGAAUGGCCAUGACCCUUCCCCGAAAUUGCCACAGGUCCAAAGUCCAGCUGGAAAGGACAGUCUCCACCUCCUCUCAGCCGGAGGAGAACACUAGCAAGUCCAGCGACCUGCUCUCUAAAAGGUGUGAAGAGGUUCCCACUCUGACCAGAGACAGACCAAAAGCCAAACUUCUGCCCAGAGGUGCCACGGCUGUUCCCCUCAGGACCCCUUCUGCGGAUGCGGCUGUUUCUGAAAAGGACACUCAGGGGCCAACAGCCACAGCGAGCCUGAAGAGCAAAGAGAAAAACAGCGGGACGCGGCAAGGGUCCCUAGAAGGCGAGGAGAAGUCAGGCUGGCCUUCUCCACCCAAGGCUGCGGCAGUCCUUCCUGUCACCCACAACCACAAAGUGCCCGUUCUCAUCUCACCCACUCUGAAGCAUACGCCAGCAGACGUGCAGCUGAUUGGCACAGACUCUCAGGGGAAUCGCUUCAAGCUCUUAUCUGAGCACCAGGGCACGGCUUCCAGCGACAGGCCCAGGCGGAUAAAACCAAAGUGCGCUCCCCCUCCACCGCCAGUCACGAGGCUCCUCAACCAGCCACCCACUUGCUCAGAUGUGACAGAGGAGUUGAAUAACGGGGCGUUGGUACAGCCUGGGCAGGAAGCCAGCGAGGGCAGCAAAAAGGUGGUGGUGGCGGCGGCACCUGCCGGUGGAAAAGCCGGAAGGCCUAUAAUGCCACCACCUCAAGUGCCUCUGUCAUUGUCUUCCACCUCACCUGCCAAAAUGGCCAAUGGUACAGCGGGAGCCAAAGUAGCACUGAGAAAGACCAAACAGACAGCUGAGAGAAUCUCCGCCGACAAAAUCAGCAAAGAGGCUCUGCUGGAGUGCGCAGACCUCCUCUUGAGUGCCAUUGCCGAGCCCACCACAAACAGCCACUUGGUGGACACGGGGCACCAGCUGUUGGAUUACUGCUCAGGCUACGUGGACUGCAUCCCGCAAACGCGCAACAAGUUUGCCUUCCGGGAAGCUGUGAGCAAACUGGAACUCAGCCUGCAGGAGCUGCAGGUGUCCUCAGCAGCUGCUAGCGUGCCCGGAGCAAACCCUGUACUUAAUAACUUAUUGUCUUGUGUUCAAGAAAUCAGUGAUGUUGUCCAGAGGUAGCUACUGUUUAUAAUCGCCCAGUUAGGAGGAAAGAAGUCUACACCCAGUGGAGGGAGAAGGGUCAGGAUGACUACCUUCUGGUGUUUUUCCCCUACCUUGAUACUUUGGAAAGGAAAGACUGAUACUUGAGUGAGUUUUAUGUGAAGUACCUCAAAUCACUGAGCUCUCAUGUUUACAGGUUCAUCUCAGUACAUGGGGCAGAUGGGGAGGGGGAAGCCAAGCUUCAUUUGGUGGGUGGGGUGGGGGUCAGACGGUUUGCAGCUGAGUGAGGAGGGCAGAAUGUCAAGAACUUGCCCUAGCCAGAAAAUGGGGAGCUUAUUCUCCGAUUCCCCUUCCAGAAGGUAGGAGAACCAAGAACAGGGCCUUGAUUUUGGGAAGAGCCUGCUGAUCUCCACAAUGUUGUUCAGAUGACCAGAAUUAUUGGAGAGGGGGUGGGGUGGGAUCCUUUUCUGCACUACUGCAUGUUUUGACCUUCUGGGAUUGUGAGAGAAAGGUUCAGAGGCUCCAUUGGAACGGAAGUGGACUGAUCUUCCCAAGAGGGAGAGGGUUUAUUUUGGGGGAAGGUCUGUGGAGCUGCUGGAAGUGGUGCGUCCGCUCACCUGGCAUAACUUCCACAGUGCAUUUUGCUGCUGUAGUAAGAGUUGCAAAAAAAACCCCUAUCCAAUAUACACAUCCCUUUUUUUGUCAUCCUUCUCACAUAUUUUACUAUCCACACAUCCAGUCCUUCACAGCUUCUUCCAUGAUGGUUAAGCUGACUUGCCACUGGAUCAAUCUCUCUCACUCCCACUCACUCACUCACUCACUCUCACUUGCACGCACACUCAGACUGGCUGUCAUCACCCUGGUAGUGUAGCAUGGGUAUCUAACCUGGCACUCACUUGAGUAGUUUGGGCUGUAGCACAAAUUUGCCAGCAUGUGUCCAAAAGCUGUAAUGUCUGUUUUUAAAUGUUGAUACAACAUUGGCCCCCUCUCCUUUGAUAAACCUUGAGGGGCCACCCUGGAUUAAAGUCACUGCAGAAUGCUGCUGUUGCUCUCUACAUUCCUUUUUUAUAUAUAUAAAAAUGCUUACCCUAAUCCAGCUACUUUUUUGAGGGAACCAGAAACCUGAGCUCAUAAUGUCUCCUGUUAGAAUUACAAUUGGGCUCCUUUGGCAGUACCUAGUCAGAGUAAUUACUUUACCAUCCGUAUUUUAUAAUAGGACCUUUGCCCUAUUCAGAAUUACGAGAUACUGUUUGGUUUUCCUAGAAAUGCCCUGAAUGUGUAGCGUAAUGGGGCGAAGGUAUUCAAGAGGGUAAAAUUGAGUUUGGUGUCUGGGAGGAGGUGAAGAAGGAGCCCUAAAAUAAGAAUGGUCCUCAUCACACUCUUAAGCGUGAAAGAUCUUAGCAAAUUUGGGGUUCAGUUGAGAUCAGGGUGAGGAUGGCGGAGGAGUUUGCAUGCCGUUGUCCUUCCUGUAGAUAGCAUCACAAGCUUGCGAUUGCCUUUUUCCGGCUAUCCCUUUUUUUGAGCAGGAAGCAUUGGACAUCCAUAUGGAUUGGACACUACUGGUAUGGUUGGGUUGGAGCAAUGCCCGUGCCAUCAUGCAGACAGUCGAUGCCACGUAAUGUAAAGCAGGCCUUGGUUUCUGUCUUCAGCUGUUCUUUCCUGUUCUAGAAAAUUCCCAGAUUGUCUUGAUAUGCAGGUGUUAUCCACCUGCUGGACUUAGCCGUUGUAGUAUGGUUAAGGUCUGCUGUAUGCUGCUAUUCCUGUGACAUCUCUCUUAUAAACACAAGAACAUGAAACCUGUUACCUGAUAUAACACAUAGAAAUGCUUCUCUCACACAGCUAUAGUUCUGUCGUUGCUGAACUGAAGCUUUGAGAGAAGUUGAAUUGCCCUGGCAAGGUGUAUAUCUCUUAGGCAUGGGAAGAAUUCUGGCUCUCAAAAAUCCAGCACUUCCUUGUGCCCCCAGAAGGUAUUUGGCAAAGGAGGGAAGGCGUGUAGUUCUUGCUGGGGACUUGUAUGCCCCUUCUGCCCCACAAGAAAAUUCAGCACAGGAUCUUCCCAUCAUUUGUUAGCAGCAUUGGUCUUAAAUAAAAUAAAAAUCAGGGUCUGGUUUGUUUUGCACCUUAAUCUUUUUAAAAUGCGGCAGUUUUCCUUUUACAAGCUUGAGAGAUGGAAUUGUAUUGCUAUGCUGUUUGUUUUAUAUUGAACCUCCAGUGAUGGUGGAAGGGUGCAAACUUGCCGCUCGUUGGGGCAUUCUCUCCAAAACUCUGAUUUUGACUCCUUCUCCAUUGGCUGCACUAACUCAACAACCACCACCACAGCAUAAAAAGCAACUUCUCCCAUGGUUUAGCCUAGAACUAGAUUGGCAAUGAACUCUGACAAAUGGCCCUUGCUGCUCUGAUGAGUGCAUGGCAAUGGAAAGGUGAAGGGGACCAGUUUGCUUCAUAGUCUGGACUGAAUAAAUCAAAAGUGGGCAAAUAGAGGUGAAGAGCCUGGCCAGACAUUACAUUCAUCAAAUGUAAAGUUGCCGUGACUAAACCAGGUUCCGAUUUGCUGAGAAUAUGGAAGGAUUCUGCAGAUGCAGGCAGAGAAAGACUUCGGCAAGCACACAGGAAAGCAGAAGACUCUAGGCAGGCUUCUCCUCCUUGAUUCUCUGCUGGUCUCUCCCCUCCCCACCCGACAGUUGGGAAGAAGAAGCUAGCACUAAGCAGAGAUGAGUGACCAAAGGAGAAAGGAGACCAGUGGUUCAUUGCAUCAUAAGAUUUGGAGGGAGCCUUGUAUACCACCUGGUCCAACCCUACUCAAUGCAGGAAGCCCAGGGCAAGAGCCAAGAGUCCAGCCUCUGCUUAGAAACCUCCAGAGCCUGAGAGUCUACCAUCCCCCUAGGUAACUAUUGUCAGCCUGUCCUAUUAAAGGAGCUUCUUCUGACGUUCAACAUAAGUCUCCCCUUCUGUAACUAAGCCUUGCCCUCUUGGGCAACAGACACCAAGUCUUUGCCCUCUUCUGUGUGACAGCCCUUUAGGCAGGGCUCUUUUUCCCCCCAGCUGGAGCUCUCCGGCCCCUCUCAAGAGGGCACCAUUGCUACUCUUAAGAGAACAAAGGAGAAGUUCAUGGUGAGCUCUGGCACCUCUUUUUCUAGAAAAAUAGCAUAGCCUUUAGGUAUUUGCAGAGUGAUACAAUAUUCCACCAUAGCCUUCUCUUUGUCAGGCUAAGCGCACCCAGUUUCCUUAACCUUUCCUCAUAGGACAUCUUUUCCAGACCCCAGCCGUCUUCACUGCCAUCCUCUGAACCCAUUCCAGUUUGUCUCUAUUUUGCCAAAACUAGCCGGCGAUCCAGUGCCCGGGGGCCUACUGUUAAUGCCUGCUCUGGUCGCCUUUUUGUAGCAUUCCUCAGAGGUCCAGUGUCCUUUUUUUCCUUUGGCAUAGGCACAGCUGUCAGUACCCAUCACCUGCUCCAAGCUCCUUUCCAUUCAUUGCUGCUGUCCGUGGUGACUACUCGUAUCACCUGCUUCCAUCCUGCCAUAAUGACCCCCCCUAUGCUGCAUCAGAACCAGGGACAUGGGGAAGCCAGAAUGUUGAGCAGUGGUGAAACCUUUUCAUUCUAAGCCACUGGACUUUGCAAGCCUGUGUAUCCAUCCCUAGUGGUGCAGUAUUUUGUAGAAGAGAGCCCUGAAGGGACCCUAGCAAGGGCUCCUCCAACCUAGACAUCCUCAGCUCUCAAAAUCAAUCUCCAUUGAAUUUCUUGGAGAAAACACUACCUAGCCUGUCUGUGUUGAGGAGCUUCAGGAUUCUUAGCAGCCAGGGCUUGGCUUAAAUGUGACAAUUUUUUAGUUGAUGAGUAAUGCAUAGCCUGGUUUUCAGAUACCUCUGUGUGUUGAAGCAGGGGCAACCUAGCAAAAUUUUAUUCCGGGUGUUGUUUAACCUUUGCAUAGACAAUUUUUGAAGGGGGUGGACCCAAAAUGUUCUGCUCCAAACAAAACCACAGUCAGUAUGUGUUAAGUUGGAUAACAGAAAGUAGGAGCACUGUUGCAACUCCCCCCGGUUCUUGUUGGCAGGGUUGUCUGCAGGCCCAGGCCGAGCUCUUGAGUAGAGAAUGCAGCCAUCAUCUCAUCAUCUUGGUCCUGUGUAAAUAUAUGUUAAAGGCACACUGUUGUUAUGUUCCCUAUCUCAGGUACCUUCUGAAGUGGGGAAACUUGGAAAGAAAUACAUUUUGGAUUGCACUACUAACCCCACAAGCAGCAAUACAGCAACAGGGAAUCUCUGAGGCUUUAGCAUAAGGUUAGAAAUGGCCAUCUUUAAGCUUUCUUGAGAGGUUAUCUGGCUGUUUCCCCCAGCCAGAUUGAUGCAUGUUGAUCAUGUUGAGGAUGAUCCGAGUUGCAGCACAAAACAUCUGGAGGCUGAGGGCGGCUGUUCUGCAGCAAAGCAAGAGGAGGCCAGAAUCCUUUCUAGCAGUGCACCAUUUUGAACUUCUCACUCUACCUAGAAGUUGUGCUCUUGGGAAAGCCAUAGCUGAAACAUAGGGAAAUGGACCAUGUUUCAACUACAGUACAAGCUUCCAGAAUUUAUUAUGAUUUAUUGGGCAUGCUUUUAGCCUGCCGUUCAUCUAAGUAGAUCACAGAGUGUGCAGUACACAAACUACAUACAAUUACGUUCUAUGAUAUUACAUAAAAUCAGGGUGGUGGUGGUGGUGGUGGUUAUAAACCAGUUAAAUAGGCAUCAGGUUACCAGUAAGAACAGGAGAGAUUUGAAAGUACACUUAUCAGCAGAUCUCACAAAUGAACUUGUAGAUGGCUGCAGUUGGAUGUCGCCCAUAGUUCAUGUGCAGACAAUAGCACAGGGACGCCAACCUUGUCUUAACUUUAUUUGGGGGUUGGCUUGUUUUAAAAUCAUCCUUGAUGCCUGAUUCUUCAUUCUGAUUGUUUUCUUUCCUCCCCUGUCAGUUUUGUUGCUGCUGCAGGACUUGGGGGGACAAGAGUUCUUGGAGAACUCAAGAGUGGCUCCUGUCCAUUUUGAGUGAAAAUGCCACACACCCGUCCGAUUGCUACUUCAGCUUUCCAGAACUAAACUUGUCCUGAAAUGGCCCUGGGGUUAGCUGCUACAGUUAUUUUCCUCCCAGCCACAAACUUUUUUGGUGGGUGCAGGUGGGGGCUGACCAGUGGUGUUGAAUCCCUCUAAAUAAUCCACAUCAGAGCAAUUCGAUGUAGAAAAAGAUUAGGGUUAAACAUUAACCUCCAUACAUUUUUUUCCCCUCAAGCCUUUUUCAAAAACUAGUUGCGUCUUCUCUCCCCACCUCUUUGAACUUUGCUUGGGUUGGUUCUUGGUCAUCUUCCAUUUGUGGUUUGGAUAGUUGGGUGCAUCAUAAUUUAAUGACUCAAAACUGUGAGGACAGUUGGGAAGGAAAGAUGGUGCUUGCAGCAUGAAUGACCCUGCUAAAAGCACAUGAAGAAGUAUGAGGCCCUUGUUAGAGAAAGGAAAUAGUGACCUGUUCUUUGCUCCUUCUGCCCUCGGGGGAAGAGAAAAUCACAGCAUAGCAUUUCUGGGAUCCCUCUUUUGAGAAAACUGCUCGUGGUCACUGUAACACUACAACAUGUGGGUGUCUUGUAUACAUGGACUGCUUCCUUAUUGACUUCAGAGUUUGCAAAUGUAGGGCAGUGAUGCUAAUCGCAGCAUUCACAGAUUACUGUUUUGUUUUGUUUUUAAUUAUAACUUCUUACAACGAUCCUAGUGGCCAGUUUCCCUUGGAAUUGUAAGGAGUGAAUCGGUAUCCAAAUUCAAGUAGUUUCUUGCACAAUUUGUAUCCAGUUGAAAAUAGACUUUGCUGCACUUUUGAUGACAGUAAUUGAAGAGGGAGGCUGCUGCACCCACUUGGCUUUUUUUAAAAAAAAAGUAAUUGUGGCGCUGAGCUUUGGUCCAUAAAUCAAACUCCCUGUACCCACAAAACACAAUGCAAGAUUGUAACAUGAAAACAAACCAACCCAUGGCUGGGGUCUCAGCAGGCAUCUUAAACACAGUGCACAGGGGGCCCCAGCCAAGCAGGGAAGAUUCUUGAGCCUGUGGACUUGUAGAAUAGGGAGGAACAUAUUCCUCCUUGCCAACUAAGGACUGGAGCUUGCAGGAGUACUUUACCUGAUGUUGCUGGUUUUAUAGCAAGAUUGUAGAUACUGUACAUGUUCUCUAAGAAGGUUUCCACGUGCACCGGCAUGUUAUGACAUAUGCGCUCUUCCUGUGGACUGUUUCAUAAGUGUUGAGUUCAGAGAUUUCUAAAACCUCCUGUCUGUAGUAGGUUGUCAAGCACGAAGCUUGCAAAGCAUUCCAAACAGGUGAUUUCCUGGCAAGCAGGCAGGGUUUGCGCAGUCUCCAAGGUUGGCUGAACAGUGGCAUCAGUGGUGGUGAAAUCCUUGCUCCCCUUCUCACAAUUCUUACUGCGUGUUUGCCAAAAACAAAAAAGGCCUUAAUUAUAUACCCUUAGCCCCUUCACCCGGUGUGAAAAAGCAAGUUGCUGCUGCAGUAAUGUGGACCAUUUCACAAAAAUACAGUGGUGCCCCGCAAGACGAAUGCCUCGCAAGACGGAAAACCCGCUAGACAAAAGGGUUUUCCGUUUUGGAGGUGCUUCGCAAAACAAAUUUCCUAUGGGCUUGCUUCGCAAGACGAAAAUGUCUUGCGAGUUCCUGCGGGGUUUUUUUCCUUUUCCCCAAGCCGCUAAGCCGCUUAUCAGCUGAUCCUAAGCCGCUAAGCCGCUUAACAGCUGAUCCCUUAAGCCGCUUAUCAGCUGAUCCGCUAAGCCGCUAAUAGCGCUAAGCCGCUAAUAGCCGUGCUUCGCAAGACGGAAAAAACCGCAAGACGAAGAGACUCGCGGAACGGAUUCUUUUCGUCUUGCGAGGCACCACUGUAAUAGACUCUAAUGGUAAUUCUGCUCCAAUUCUAUACCACUUCGGGAUUCAUGUGGGGGGGUCACAGAUUAAUAACUUUCUAAACAGACAAAACUAGUAUUUUGGGGAAAUGGGUUCAUGCUGUCCUUUCUGGCAUGCCAUUUUCCUUUUCCUUUUAUAUGGAAGAGUGUGCGGAGCUCCCCUUCCCCGUGAUCCCAGUGGUACAGUCCUGGAGAUGCUUUUUCCACUUGGUUUUGCAGAGUACAGUGGUACCGCUAGUUACGGACUUAAUUCAUUCCGGAGGUCCAUUCUUAACCUGAAGCUGUUCUUAACUAGAGGUGCUUUCGCUGAUGGGGCCUCUUGCUGCCGCUGUGCCGCCGGCACACGAUUUCCGUUUUCAUCCUGGGGCAAAGUUCUCAACUCGAGGUAACUCUUCCAUGUUAGCGGAGCUUGUAACCUGAAGCGUUUGUAACUCGAGGUACCACUGUAGUAUAAAGUGGCCCUUAGGAGUAGUCGGACUGACCAAAUAGACCCCUUAUGGCUCCACCUGGGAGCACAGAGGCCCAGAGCAGCUAGCAGCCGCCUCUUUCUACAAGGCACAGCGAUGGUUUUUGAAAGCUGGGCUUCAGAAAUGACCACGGCGACUUAAGCAUCGAGCAUUCUCAGAAACGACCACUUUCUGCCACCCAUUCACAAUUCAGUUCUGUACGCAACGGACUCUGCACAGCUAUUUUUAAGUAAUACUCGUGGGAUGAAACGGUGGCCUUUUCCAUAUUCCAGAAGGAAUGCCUAAUUUCUCUGCAGUUGCCUAAGGAAAACGGACCCGUGUGUGUGUUGUGCAAGAGUCAGGCUUCCAGGGUGGGAGGGAAGGGUUGCGGGGAAAGAUGUUUAAGGAUUCUACUCAACUCGAGCACUCUGUUAGUUGGAUUAAUAGUUGAAGUCACUGAGGAGAGAAAUGGAUGAAAUUGAAAAUAUGCUGAUCACACGCAAACCCACACUACUAGUGUUGUUAAUUGUUGUUUUUGUUUUUUUUUAUUGUUGUAAUAUAUUUGGGUUUUUUUCUAAUUUAAAUUUUCACUAUUGCCUGACUGUGAACUGCAAACAGUGUUAACUUGAUAUAAAUAGGGGCCUUUGGAGGAGGCGCCUCUGCCUGUCGUUCCACAAAGAUUUUUGCCAAUUUGCAUUUUGUUUUGAAUAAAAGUUGCAAUAUUUUAUUGGCAAAUAAAGGUUGACACAUGAUUAUUAUUUUUAAAGUGUGUGGCUUUUAAGAGAAUAAAGAUGGAGAAUGUGAUGAAGACCCCUGCCCCAGUCACAGACACGUAAGUUUGGAAGGGGGGCUUUCUUGGCAACAACAUUGCUUAAAUUUGCUUGUAGGGGUCAGAGUAGAUGUCAAAUUGAAAAACAGGCUGACAUUGUAUAACCAAGUUAUCCUAUAUUAAAGACUGAGGAAACGGUGUUGUUGUUGGCUAAGCUGCUCCUAGUGCAGGCAUCUCCAACCUUCGGCCCUACAAUUCCCAUCAUCCCUGACCACUGGUCCUGUUAGCUAGGGAUCAUGGGAGUUGUAGGCCAAAACAUCUGGAGGGCCGCAGGUUGGGGGUGUCUGUCCUAGUGUCUUGACAGCAUCAGGGUGGGCAGUGUGGCACAGCUGCGGAGGAGGUGGUAGGGCUCACAACUCUCAUCAUGGAGAUGGAUGAGACAAGAAAGCAGGUUGAGGGGAUCCCCCCAACCCGAUCCUCACUAGCAGCCUGUCCCAAUCCCAGCAGAGGCCCCCCACAUUCUGCUGGAACCCUCCCUUGGGUGAUCUGCAGACAUUCCUGUCUGCAUUAUCCUGACGCAGCCAGCCCAUGACACGUUGGUGUGGUAAGAAUCGGGAAAUUCCUUUAAAAUAGUACAGAGAUGGUACUUGUCUCCAUAGGUCUUGAGAAUGGUGUGCAGUUCAGUAAACCUCCAAAGUCUGAGUGGCUGUGCAGAGAGGUAUAUUCUUCCACAUGUGAUAGAGGUGCCUAGCCAAACAGAACUUGAAGACUAAAAGGUAAAGGGACCCCUGACCAUUAGGUCCAGUCGUGGCUGACUCUGGGGUUGUGCCACUCAUCUCGCUUUAUUGGCCGAGGGAGCCAGCGUACAGCUUCCGGGUCACGUGGCCAACAUGAAUAAGCCGCUUCUGGCGAAACCAGAGCAGCACACAGAAACUCCAUUUACCUUGCCACCAGAGCAGUACCUAUUUAUCUACUUGCACUUUGUGGUGCUUUCAAACUGCUAGGUUGGCAGGAGCAGGGACCAAGCAACAGGAGCUCACCCCGUCGUGGGGAUUCGAACCGCCAACCUUCUGAUCGGCAAGUCCUAGACUCUGUGGUUUAACCCACAGUGCCACCCGCGUCCCUAACUUGAAGACUACUACUAACCAAAAAGAAACCAGCACAAUGGCAGGUGUGACUGUUGUUCUCUUUUGUUUGUCACAGAAAAUCCUCUGCGCAAAGAAGCACUAAUGUUUUGAGUAGUGACAGCACAUCAUAGGUUCUACAAAUAAUAUGGCAAGUCCACAACUGACCAUUGGUAUUUUCAGAUAUGGAAUCUAUAUCCAUUUUUUAGAAAAAAGACAAAGUAACUAAGGACAUAACAUUAGAGACACAUAAAUAUGCUCCUUCAUAAUAUGACAUUGCUUUAUUUCAUAUGUUGUAACCCCCCCAAAAAAACUAAGCAACCAAAUGGGCAACUGGCAAAGGACACAUCAAGUUGCAGAAUAGAGGUAGGGAUUGAAUAUCCAUAUGACUGGCCAUUGGGCUUAUAUUCACACUGUAUGGUGACCACAAAUAUUGUUCUCUGUCUAUAUUUUAGUGUUAUCUAGAAAAACAAUACUGUACAAGCAAGUUCUUAAAACAGCAGUAUGGGGCCCUGAUCCAGUUCAGGCCCGCCAAAGGAGUAAGCACUUUUCUUCCCCCACCACAGCACUGCUGUUUGCACUGAUUUAAAAAUCGAAACAAAAAACAAGUGGGGAGUUCGAAGCACGAGAUUUAAAAAAGUGUCACCAUAUCUAGCCAGUCCUCAAGCUGUCAAAAUAAAUGUGCGAUGUCAAUAUCUUUUAUGGGCCACCUGAGUCUGCAAAUUAUGUCACCUGCUGUUGAUUAGGGCUGCUCUUCCUUAAAGACUUUUUGUUUGUUCAUCCUCUCCAAAAUCCUGUGCUUUAUUUUUUUCCAGAGGGGAGCUUUUCUCAAAAAGCAAUGCUAGUAUUUAUCUUAUCUAUCAUGCUGUUCCUUAAGGGAGUUCAAGACAGCAUAAAGAGCAUCCCGUGUUACCCUUGCAAAGUGCGGUAAGUAAACCUGAGGCCUCCCUGUGAGUUUCCUGACUGGAAAUCCCAGUUUCCAUGACCCAGGUCUGGCCAAAUCACCACACUGGAAGACCUCUGCUCAGCAUUGGCACAUGGGACAUUGGGACACAAACACCUCAUCAGUCUCAAACAUUUCCGAUUUGCCAAGUCACCCUUCUCUGAACAGUAUGGAAGUUGUGUGCUUAUUUUUCAUUUGAGGUUUUCAACCAUAAAACUGUGCCAAAGGUCCAUAAGUCCAGUGGCUGAGCAGCUGGCCACACUUCUGUGUGUAGUAUUGCAAAUCCUCUUCACAAGGAUGACAACAUUGGAAAGUAUCUUUGACCCUGUAGACCAAAGUGUGGUUACUCUGCAUGUUGUGUCAUAUUCUUCUCUUGCCUUUGUUGCAUGUGCUUUUUUAUCUUUUGGCAAGCAAACCUAGAGAGCAAACACACAGUUUUCUGUGUGCAGCAGUCCUCAACUGUAAUAAGCAAAUACUGCUGUAGUUUACCUGGAGGACAUUCUUUCCACAUCUGGGGGAGGCAGGACAGCGGGAGGCAAGCAGAGACAACGAUCCACCUGCCCACCCUUUCCAGUCCCCCCAAGCUCCAGAAAGGGGCCCAAUAAGGCCACCUCAGCAUGACUACAACAGGGGGGUGUCUUAGGGCCCAGUGGCUCCUCUCCUUUGCCCAUCUCUGGUCCCACAUAACAACAGAGAGGUGAGUGAUAGAGACGGUAUCCAAAUGCCAUACAAUUUGACCUCGGGAUCGGUUUGUCCCAACCUCUCAUUCCAGAAAUCCAGUAAAACAUCAGGCUUACUGAUGGACCACUCAACACUUGUUGGACAUCAGAGCCCUAGGUUCUGCUCCUCUUCUGGGAGAUCUGGAAUAUCUUUAAUCGCAUCCUUGGUGCCAAACAGCAUGGAGACAUUUGCACAAUUCUAGACUUC
Messenger RNA from Podarcis lilfordi (Lilford's wall lizard), 57269 nucleotides. NCBI's taxonomy places the organism in Eukaryota, Metazoa, Chordata, Lepidosauria, Squamata, Lacertidae. The record is from the annotation of a GenBank genome assembly.